Molecule: messenger RNA, 44907 nt
Organism: Pelobates cultripes (western spadefoot toad)
Lineage: Eukaryota; Metazoa; Chordata; Amphibia; Anura; Pelobatidae
Source: the annotation of a GenBank genome assembly
CCUCUCCCCCUCCCCCGGUGCUGCCCCCGGUUCCCCUCUCUCAGUACCGCGAGAGUUCGGGUUCCGGGGGCGGAGAGAAGUUCAGCGCAUGACCGAGAGCAGCGGCCCGGCAGGUAAGGACCGGAGACUCCGGUACCGGGAGAUGGCGGCGGAGUGCGGACUAAGUAACGGCGGCAGCCAUACCGGGCACCGACAUUCAUACCGGGCACCGACAGUAACAGCGGCGGCAGCCAUACCGGGCACCGACAGUAACAGCGGCGGCAGCCAUACCGGGCACCGACAGUAACAGCGGCGGCAGCCAUACCGGGCACCGACAGUAACAGCGGCGGCGGCAGCACCCCUGAUCUGACACCCCAAGCCCCGCACCUGCUGAUCUGACACUCCAACACCUGCCGCCCCCCUCCCCCCCUAAUAUAAUUCUCAGUUACCGCACCCGCUGAUCUGACACACAGUUACCCCCCGAGCUGUCCCUCACAAUUACCGCAGCCCUUUAUAGGAUACACCUUCACUCCAAACUCUGCACCCCCUAAGCGAACACCUCAAUUGCUGAUCACACACUAUGAGCUAACACCCCAAAAUACUGCACCCCAUACCCUGAGCCAACAGCCCUAAUACAUGCACCACCUGGCCUGAUAUACCUGUAUAGCCAUAACCUGAGCUAAAACCCCAAAUACUGCACCCAUUGAUCUAAUCACCCCCUCUAACAGUGACCAAGCAAGCCUAACAGAACCUGGUCCUCCUUAUCUGAUACAAAUGCACCCACUGAUCUAAUCACCCCCUCUAACAGAACCUGGCCCUCCUUAUCUGAUACAAAUGCACCCACUGAUCUAAUCACCCUCUCUAACAGAACCUGGCCCUCCUUAUCUGAUACAAAUGCACCCAAUGAUCUAAUCACCCCCUCUAACAGAACCUGGCCCUCCUUAUCUGAUACAAAUGCACCCACUGAUCUAAUCACCCCCUCUAACAGAACCUGGCCCUCCUUAUCUGAUACAAAUGCACCCAAUGAUCUAAUCACCCCCUCUAACAGAACCUGGCCCUCCUUAUCUGAUACAAAUGCACCCACUGAUCUAAUCACCCUCCCUAACAGAACCUGGCCCUCCUUAUCUGAUACAAAUGCACCCACUGAUCUAAUCACCCUCUCUAACAGAACCUGGCCCUCCUUAUCUGAUACAAAUGCACCCACUGAUCUAAUCACCCCCUCUAACAGAACCUGGCCCUCCUUAUCUGAUACAAAUGCACCCACUGAUCUAAUCACCCCCUCUAACAGUGACCAAGCAAGCCUAACAGAACCUGGCCCUCCUUAUCUGAUACAAAUGCACCCACUGAUCUAAUCACCCCCUUUAACAGUGACCAAGCAAGCCUAACAGAACCUGGCCCUCCUUAUCUGAUACAAAUGCACCCACUGAUCUAAUCACCCCCUAUAUUAGUGACCAAGCAAGCCUAACAGAACCUGGCCCUCCUUAUCUGAUACAAAUGCACCCACUGAUCUAAUCACCCUCUCUAACAGAACCUGGCCCUCCUUAUCUGAUACAAAUGCACCCACUGAUCUAAUCACCCUCUCUAACAGAACCUGGUCCUCCUUAUCUGAUACAAAUGCACCCACUGAUCUAAUCACCCUCUCUAACAGAACCUGGCCCUCCUUAUCUGAUACAAAUGCACCCACUGAUCUAAUCACCCCCUCUAACAGAACCUGGCCCUCCUUAUCUGAUACAAAUGCACCCAAUGAUCUAAUCACCCCCUCUAACAGAACCUGGCCCUCCUUAUCUGAUACAAAUGCACCCACUGAUCUAAUCACCUCCUAGCAGAACCUGGCCCACUCCUUAUCUUUGAUACAAAUGCCCACUGAUCUAAUGCCCCUCCUAACAGAACCUGGCCCUCCUUAUCUGAUACAAAUGCGCAAUGAUCUAAUGCACCCCCUCUAAGCAGAACCACAGCCCUCGCCCAUCUGAUACAAAUACUUACUGAUCUAAUCACCCCCUCUAACAGUGAGCAAGCAAGCCUAACAGAGCCUAGCCCUCCUUAUCUGAUACAAAUGCACUUACUGAUCUAAUCACCCCCCCUCCUAACAGAACCUGGCCCAUAACCCACAUCUGAUACGUACGCCCACUUCCCCAGUCUAAUCACCCUCUCUAACAGAACCUGGCCCUCCUUAUCUGAUACAAAUGCACCCACUGAUCUAAUCACCCCCUCUAACAGAACCUGGCCCUCCUUAUCUGAUACAAAUGCACCCACUGAUCUAAUCACCCUCUCUAACAGUGACCAAGCAAGCCUAACAGAACCUGGCCCUCCUUAUCUGAUACAAAUGCACCCACUGAUCUCACACACAUACCUCCAGUUUUGUUAUACAAGACCUUCACCUUGAUCUGAUUUCCCAACACUUUCACCGCACUGUUCUGAUACCCCAAACCUUCCAUUCUCUAAUACCCCACAAUCUGCAACUCUGAUAUCCUAAAACAUUUCACCUCAUAUGAUACCACAAGAUUGACACCCCCCAAUAUUCACCUCUACCGUCUGUUACGGAACAUGUUUGGACCUUCUCAGGUAUCUAUUACCUGCUUCUCCUUGAUGUCAUACCUCACCACAUGUUUCUUUCUUAACUCAUUUUCCAAUGUCCGCUCCCUCUGCCGUUACCCUAUUAUCUGACCCUCCCAGCUUGUAUAAGCCAAAAGUGUCCUAUCUCAAUUUGUAACCUAACACCCUUACAGCUCUUUGAUGUGAUACACUAGCACCUAUUCAUGUCUCUUAUCUAACACCCAAUUACCUGCUACCUGACCCCUAGCACCUUCCUCCCCCCCAUUAUUUGUUACCUGCUUCUCCUGAUUUAAUACACAGCGCUAGACACAUGUACAAAUCCCUUUCAACUGUGUCAACCUAUGGACAGACAAACUGUUUCAUUAGGUAAACACGAAUAAAUCUAUUUGUUCGAUGCAACUGAAAGGGAAUUGUGCAGUAAUCUACACAGUACCUGCCUCCCCAGCAAAUGUUUCCCCUGAUCUGAUACCCUAACAACUUCUCCUUAUUAGUUACUGACUCCCAAUCCUUCCUGAUAGGAUACCCUGGAAUCAGGUUUCCAUUUGUUACCUGUCAUCUGCUUCCAUAAUCUUAAACCCAUCACCUGCUUCCAUAAUCUUAAACCCAUCACCUGCUCCACUGAUCUUAAACCCAUCACCUGCUCCCCUGAUCUCAAACCCAUCACCUGCUCCCCUGAUCUCAAACCCAUCACCUGCUCCCCUGAUCUCAAACCCAUCACCUGCUCCCCUGAUCUCAAACCCAUCACCUGCUCCCAUAAUCUCAAACCCAUCACCUGCUCCCAUAAUCUCAAACCCAUCACCUGCUCCCAUAAUCUCAAACCCAUCACCUGCUCCCAUAAUCUCAAACCCAUCACCUGCUCCCAUAAUCUCAAACCCAUCACCUGCUCCCAUAAUCUCAAACCCAUCACCUGCUCCCAUAAUCUCAAACCCAUCACCUGCUCCCAUAAUCUCAAACCCAUCACCUGCUCCCAUAAUCUCAAACCCAUCACCUGCUUCCAUAAUCUCAAACCCAUCACCUGCUCCCAUAAUCUCAAACCCAUCACCUGCUUCCAUAAUCUCAAACCCAUCACCUGCUUCCAUAAUCUCAAACCCAUCACCUGCUUCCUCCUCGUCUAAAUCUCAGCACCUGCUAUGCUACACCAGAAUCAGUUUUUUCCAUUUGUUACCAAGCACCUGCUGUCCCUGAUCUGAAAUUCCAACACCUACGUCCUUAUUUCCAUUGUUUGUAUUAUCCCAGCACCUUCUUAAUAAUCCUAUAACCCACCCCUAGUACCUUCUAAACUAAUAGUCCACCACCUGCUUCCUCUUCAUCUAAUAACCCGCCUCCUGCUUUCUCCUGACCUAGAUUCCAACAACGUCUCCCACCUGAUCAAAAUCUAAGCACCUGCUCCCUCCUGGCCUAAUUCUUACCACUUGCUCACUCAAAAUGAAAGUUCCAGCACCUUCUCCUUCCUGAUCUCAAUCCCAGCACCAUGGUAUGUAAAUCUCAUUAUCUGCUCCCCUCUAAUCUUAUAACCCACCCCCUGCUCUCUCCUGAUCUAAUACCCACUCCUUGCACAGUCCUAGUGCAAUAACCCACCCUGACCCCUCCUACUCUAAUAAUCUACCACCUGCACCCUCUUAAUCUAAUAACCCACCACCUGCUCCCUACUAAUCUAAUAACUCACCAACUGCUCCCUACUAAUCUAAUAACCCACCACCUGCUCCCUAUUAAUCUAAUAACCCACCACCUGCACCCUCCUAAUCUUAUAACCCACCACCUGCACCCUCUUAAUCUAAUAACCCACCACCUGCUCCCUAUUAAUCUACUAACCCACCACCUGCUCCCUAUUAAUCUAAUAACCCACCACCUGCUCCCUAUUAAUCUAAUAACCCACCACCUGCUCCCUCCUAAUCUAAUAACCCACCACCUGCUCCCUCCUAAUCUUAUAACCCACCACCUGCUCCCUCUUAAUCUUAUAACCCUUCACCUGCUCCCUCCUACUCUAACAAUCUACCACCUGCACUCUUUUAAUCUAAUAAUCCACCACCUGCACCCUCCAUCUAAUAACCCUCCACCUCCUCCCUAUUAAUCUAAUAACUCACCACCUGCUCCCUCCUAAUCUAAUAAUCUACUACCUGCACCCUCCAUCUAAUAACCCACCACUCCCUCCCUAUUAAUCUAAUAACGCACCACCUGCUCCCUCCUAAUCUAAUAACCCACCACCUGCUCCCUCCUAAUCUAAUAACCCACCACCUGCUCCCUCUUAAUCUUAUAACCCUUCACCUUCUCCCUCUUACUCUAAUAACCCACCACCUGCUCCCUACUAAUCUAAUAACCCACCACCUGCUCCCUCCUAAUCUAAUAACCCACCACCUGCUCCCUCCUAAUCUAAUAACCCACCACCUGCUCCCUCCUAAUCUUAUAACCCACCACCUGCUCCCUCCUAAUCUUAUAACCCUUCACCUGCUCCCUCUUACUCUAAUAACCCACCACCUCCUCCCUCCUAAUCUAAUAACCCACCAACUGCUCCCUAUUAAUCUAAUAACUCACCAACUGCUCCCUACUAAUCUAAUAACCCACCACCUGCCCCCUCCCAAUCUAAUAACCCACCACCUGCCCCCUCCCAAUCUAAUAACCCACCAUCUGCUCCCUAUUAAUCUAAUAACUCACAAACUGCUCCCUACUAAUCUAAUAACCCACCACCUGCCCCCUCCCAAUCUAAUAACCCACCAUCUGCUCCCUAUUAAUCUAAUAACUCACCAACUGCUCCCUACUAAUCUAAUAACCCACCACCUGCUCCCUAUUAAUCUAAUAACCCACCACCUGCUCCCUCCUAAUCUAAUAACCCACCACCUGCUCCAUCCUAAUCUAAUAACCCACCACCUGCUCCAUCCUAAUCUAAUAACCCACCACCUGCUCCAUCCUAAUCUAAUAACCCACCACCUGCUCCAUCCUAAUCUAAUCACUCACCACCUUCUCCAUCCUAAUCUAAUCACCCACCACCUGCUCCAUCCAAAUCGAAUAACUCACCACCUUCUCCAUCCUAAUCUAAUAAUUAACCACCUGCUCCAUCCUAAUCUAAUAACCCACCACCUGCUCCCUCCUAAUCUAAUAACCCACCAUGAGCCCAUGACAUGAUCAUUGUUUAGGUGGUAGACAAUCCCAUAAAUAAAGUUUCAUUCAGAGGAACUUUCACAUCUAGAGAAGUCACCGUUUCUUUUCCUUCACCGUAGUAAAUGCUAAUGCUCUUUUACUGGGGUGAAUAAAACAGAGGCGGUAAAUUAAAAAAGCGUACUUACCUCCACUGCUGUGUUGCUAUGACUUUGCCCCCUUGGAAGGCCUAGAGUGCACUCUGCCCAUUAAAAUAUUUAAAGUAAACCUGAUGUGUUUGUUUUAGUUUUAAAUUCUAGCUUUUCAUUUUAUUUUUUAUUUUCCCUGUAUGUAUCGCAUUUUAACAUCAUUGUGUAAAUGUAUUUGCUGCCUUCCCAUUAUUAUUUGUAAAGGCAUUUCUGUCUGGUUGCAUUAUCAGAAAGCCUAUUGGAUUGGUAUGGCUACGUCAUUUUAUUGAAGGGCAUUCAACCGUCAAAUCACUUACGCAAAGUACCGGUAACUCAUUUACAUUUAGACUCUGCUUCAGUAUGUAUUCCGAAAGGAGGGUCAUAAGAUAAAAUAAUACCUUCUUACCAUAGAAAUAACUUUAUAUAGCCAAACAGACCGAUUGAGGAAACCUCUAUGGUCUUUUUGUUUUUAAGCAUAGUCUUUCUACACCCUUGUUCUUUUCUGGACCCGCUUAGCAUCACACAGCGUCUGGUGCCUGUGUGACCUUUUCUUGUCUGUGUAUUCUCUAUAACUUUGCCCACUGAACUUGGAGUCCCUGUUCUCUUUCGCAUUCUGACCCUAGUUCAGCUUUAUCUAUCUGCAAUCUUUCUUAGCAGAUAUGGCAAACUCCACCGGUACAAGGAGAUAUUUCCCCAGGACCAGCAAAUCUCGAGCGACCUUCCAGCUCAGCGUCCAUCCUUCUCAGGAUUCUUCAAACUGUCCAGCCAAUGCCCGCAGACAAGGUUAGAAGCUUUAUAUCAUAAACAUUUAUAGGGACGCACAUGGCUAUAGGAAGUUGGGGGGUGAAAUAUAUAGUGGGGAAUAAGAAUGGUAACAUCCCCCAGUCAUGAUGGUGUAGCUUUUAAAAUCAUGUGUAAGUUUCGAAAAACAAAACAUUUGACAGAACUUUACUAAUUUCAACCAAUAGUUUUUAAAAAAAAAUUACAUUUCAAGCAGGUUGUAGUGGUUAUGACGCUUGCAGAAUGCCUUUAAACUUUUUGAGCACCUUUCAUCCAAUCCCUUGGCACGUGGAGGAUUAGAUGCAAAUUAUCAGUUAAAAAGAAAGUAGCAAUUUUAGCAUCAAUAACAUUAAAGAGGAUUAGUCAUGUCUCUGAAGUUGACAUUUCAUUAUUCCGUUACUCCAGAAAAAUGCAGUUUGUAUGGUGGGGUAAGUGUGAAGCACACUUACCUCCUUAAGAUUCUAUGGUGCUGGCAAAGUCAACCACCUAUGAUGCUGCAUGGUACCAUGGGUGUUAAAUAAAUUUACAUUGUGUGCUUUUUCUGUGCCAGGCCAGUCUUCCAUACAAUGUAAUUAAAGGAACACUGGUAAUACAACACACUUUAUGUAUUCCUAUAUAGUGUUCUAGUGACGAUUUAGAUUCUGUCCCCCCAAAGAAUUAAUUAAAAAAAAGUUUUAUUCAUCUUUAUUCCCUGUCACUUUGGUUUCCAUGUGGUCGCCUUACCUGCCCAGCUGAGAUCAUCAAUACUGAUGACCUCAGGUAAACCAAUGCACCAUUCCUAUAGACUGUAAACGUGUUUGAGCAGUGUCCUCUUCAACCUAUCGUUCCUGUAAGUUUUCUUGUAAUUGUCCUAUUUAUAGUUAAAUCCCCCCUCUCAUAAUAUUCUAAAGCGCUACGGAAUCUGUUGGCGCAAUAUAAAUGGCAAUAAUAAUAAUAAUCUUCUCCUCAUAGAGAUGCAUUGAGUCAGUGCAUCUCCAUGACUAGUGUUCAGAGUCUCCAUGCAGAGUGUGGAGACAUUGAAAGUCAGUCCUUCAAUCUCUGCAGGACUGAACCCAGGAAGUCCCUCUAGUGCUUGUCGUAAUGAACGUGAAGCUAUUUUCUCAGAAAAGGCGGCGUUUACAUAACUGAGCUUGCAAGGACAGGCUAUAUGCCCAAGAUCCAACACAUUAAGCUGUAGGGAUUCUAAGGACUAUAGUGUCCCUUAAAAAAAACUAAUUUCAUUUACAGGAGCCUGUUAUGCUAGGUUCAACAGCUCCCAAACCAACAAAUAUGUAACUUUAAAAAUUAAUUAUAUAUAUAUUUAAUUGCUGUGGGAGUUUUUAUUUACUUACUAACCUGCUGCCCUUUGCUAGAUUACUGCCAUUUUCAUGGAUAAUAUACUGUUCUAACACCCACCCUCAGAUCCUGUCUUCCUCCCUCUGAACAGCGAAUGGCCAUAAUGGAAGACACGUCCCCAAGCAGGGCAAUACAUCUCGAUGAUGACGGCAUUCUGGCCUCAGUGCCAGAACAUUAGCGAGAAAAUUGAGUGACAUCAGUCUCUCCCUACUUAUAUUCCAUGAACAGGAGAACCCCCUGAGGGAGAGUCCUUUAUUUCUACCCUGUCAUUCAACCCUUGCUUUAGACCUGUAUGCCACCAGCUAGAAAGGUCUAUUCCAAGAGCUGAUUGACAAGUGGGGGAGGGCCCAACAUUUUAAAAACCUUUCAAUUAAAAUGUAUACAUUAGCUAGCAAAAUGUUAAGAUCAAAGGCAGCCCAAAAUGUAGAUCUAUAGAUGUUGUAGAACUACAACGCCCAUAAUGCUUUGCAUGCUUUAAGAAUGCAUUUAGAAUGGCAAAGCAUCAUGGAAGAUGUAGUUGUAUAAACAUCUGGGCACCUACCCUUUGGCCACCCCUGGUUUAGAUGCUAUUUAAUGCUCUUUCAUUUAAAUAAGUGUGUAUUAUUUUAGUUGACUUGGAUUGUACUACAAUGAAACAAGUGACUAUUUGACUUUUUAGCUUUUAAAAAAAAAAAAUCUGAAAGCCCUCAAAUUAUUUUUAGUUCUCAGAUCUCCUCUUCUCGUUACAGGGUGACGAAAAAUAGGGAUCCCUCUGGAGCAACUUCAAAGAGACACUCCAUCUCUGCCUUUAGCAUAUUACUCCUACACUAUGGCAGGGGUGUGAGCAUGCUUUGAAAUCGUACCAAAGGGAUCCCCACACUUCCGUCAGCCUUAUGGAAAGCAUGCACAGCAUGUCCUCUAAUGUUCGUUUGCAACGGGAAAGCGGAAUGGAAAAUCUCAGAAGUAAUAUAUUGGCGUUUAUUACUGUAUACAUAGCCUAUGUAAAUUUUGGCAUUAGCUAACUUUCCUCAUUAACCCAUUGUUAAUUACAUUUCUGGUGGAAGAUGUUCAAAUAGCUAUAGAUAUUAUAGAUAUUAAUGCAACUUUUUGUGAAAGGCUCUUAUUGUGCCACUAGUGAUUACAGUGCAAGUAUAGAUUAUAAAGUGAUAUGUACAUUGUUGGUAUGAUCUGCAUGUUGCUAGGAACUUGUAAUAAUUUUUAGGAUUUAUUUUUCACCUAGGCUACUUAGGAAGUUUGCCAAAUCGUUAAUGUUUAACUAAAAUGCUAAUCCAUACUGGAAUGGUUGUACUCAGGCCAACUCUAUUGCUGGGCAUCAGUGGCGCUGGCAUUUGGGUUCCACACUUGACCAGUAAACAAAAAAGUAAAAAUAGCCGCACUCAUAUAAUACCCCAUACAUUUUGACAUGGAAGUUUAUUGAUCCAUUUGUUUAUACGUGGCAGUAAAGCAGACCGUAAUAUAUAAACAGACAGUAAAAAACAGGCCGACAAACUAAAAAUGGACGCGUUGUGCCUCUAACACUGGCACUUCCUCAGUAGUAUUCUGCUUUCUCCACUGACAAACUGCACAGGAGGAUAUACUUACAUGGAUGCAUGAUCAGUAAGCUGAUUGUAGCCGUGGUUUAAGUACUAAUAGUUUAGGGAGGAGAUCCAUUCAUCUCAUCUGGUAAAUGGAACUGCUGCUUAGUGCUGGACUAUGUAUACUCCUGUUAGAGCAUCAGAAUUGACUGAGUCGUUUCCCGGCUAGGGCAUAGCUUACUGCAGAAGCUGCAAUCCAUAAGGAUAUGCAGCAAACACAACAAUGUAUAAGGUGAAUAUAUUUUUAUUAUACAGCUGUGCUCAAAAGUUUGCAUACCCUGGGAGAAAUGGUGAAAUUUGGCAUUGAUUUUGGAAAUAUGACUGAUCAUUCCCAAGAAAUUAUUUUAUUAAAAGAUAGUGAUCAGAAGAAGCCAUUUAUUAUAACAUAGUUUUUUGGCUAUCCUAAUGAAAACAGAAAUCACCCUAAUGGCCCUGAUCAAAAGUUUACAUACUCUUGAAUGUUUGGCCUUGUUACAGACAUACAAGGUGACACACACAGAUUAAAAUGGCAAUUAAAGGUUAAACCUCUGGCUUUUUAAAUUGCAAUUAGUGUCUGUGUAUAAAUAGUCAAUGAGUUUGUUAGCUCUCAUGUGGAUGCACUGAGCAGGCUAGAUACUGAGCCAUGGGAAGCAUAAAAGAACUGUCAAAAGACCUGCGUAACAAGGUAAUGGAACUUUAUAAAGAUGAAAAGGAUAUAAAAAGAUAUCCAAAGCCUUGAAAAUGCCAGUCAGUACUGUUCAAUAACUUAAGAAGUGGAAAAUUCAGGGAUCUCUUGACACCAAACCAAGGUCAGGUAAACCAAGAAAGGUUUCAGCCACAACUGCCAGAAAAUUGCUCAGGAUACAAAGACAAACCCACAGGUAACCUCAGGAGAAAUACAGGCUGCUCCGGAAAAAGUUGGUGGUGGUGUUUCACGGUCGUGUUGCCAGAAAGAAGCCUUUACUGCACCAAUGCCACAAAAAAAAAGGUUACAAUAUUCCCGACAACACGUUGACGCCCCUCACAGCUUCUGGCACACUGUAAUUUUGUGUGACGAGACCAAAAUAGAGCUUUAUGGUAACAACCAUAAGAGCUAUGUUUGUAGAGACGUCAACAAGCCUAUAGUGAAAAGAAUUUCAUCCCCACUGUGAAGCAUGGUUUGUGGCUCACUGAUGUUUUGGGGAGGUGUGAGCUCUUAAGGCACAGGGAAUCUUGUGAAAAUUGAUGGCAACAUGAAUGUAGCAUGUUAUGAGAAAAUACUGGCAGACAAUUUGCAUUCUUCUGCACAAAGGCUGUCAUGGACUUUCCAGCAUGACAAUGACGCUCUAGUGGUUACAGCAGAAAAAGGUGAAGGUUCUGGAGUGGCCAUCACAGUCUCCUGACCUUAAAGGGACACUGUAGGCACCCAGACCACUUCAGCUAAUUGAAGUAGUCCGGGUGCUGUGACCCUUUUGCAUUUAGUGCUGCAGUGUAAAACAUUCCAGAGAGUUCCAGAGAACUGCAAUGUGACGAGAGCAAUUCUCGCCACAUUGCAUUGGAGAAGCCUGGUUGCUCGCCUGUUGCCUUUGGAUUAUGGCCCCAUGUUAAAAGGCUUGAUUUUCCCCUGCAAAGACAAGACAGCCGGGUCAUUUGGUGCUUGCCCUGUUUGAGCAGUGAUACCCCAGAUAGCUAUGCCAUGGAGCCCAUUCGUAUAAUGAAAGACUAUGGGAAAGACUUUGGCUCCAUGGCAAUUGAACUGUAUGUGUGUGCUCUGAGCGCCAUUCAGUAAUAAUGUGCGCUUAGACCUAAGCUAUCUGGGCAUAUGUUGCAUGUCUGUAUUUUAUGUCAUAAAUGUAACAUUGUGUAUUUUAUUGUAUUUUACUGUCUUUUUGCUGCCAUGUGUUCAAUGGAGUUUUGCCUCUGUCUUUGGAGAUAAUUGGAUUACUUCUAAUUAUCUCCAGGAUAGAAGACUCUGUGGAACUGGUUUUGGGCAGAAAAGCCAUGCUUCCUGUGGUCACAAAGGACUACGAUCUAUCUUUUGAACCACUGGACCAAUUUGUAUGAUUGUGAUGUAUGUUUGUAUUUGCAGUAUGCUGAUUCUGAAAUGUGAAUGUGAUGCAUACUUUUCAAGUUAUGAAUAAUGUGGAAAAAUUGUAUUUCUCUGCUUGUGCUAAAUUACAUUACCCAUUGUGUAAGGUAAUUGUAUCACAGGCAGAGGGGAGGAAUUUGUGUGGGAGUGUCUGAGUGUAUUAUAUGUGUUUAUUGGUUGUGUUCCAAAACCCUGUGGGUGGUACUAAUGUGUAAGAAUGUGUACAUAAGCACAAUAAACCCACAGCUUUGUCUGUUCACUGCUUGACCCUCAACACGGAGCUUUGUCUCGUUCUUGGGGGGAUUUAUUCUAUGCUGUUCCAGUUCGAUUGCUAGGAGUGUAAACCUAUUCAUAUGGUUUUUCCUAUUUGGCUGUUUACAGCAUUUGUAUGGUUUCCUGUUCGGCGGAUUGGUGUUCUGCAGUAGCUGUGCCUGCAUCUCUGGAAGGGGACGAUCGCCUAAACCGUUUUUACCCCUUGUGUGCAAAACGGUCCAUUACAUGCAAUAUUUACAUUUUCCUCACGGACCUCCAGCGUCAGAUUUUCCCCGUAGGAAAGCAUUGUAUAAUGCUUCCCUGUGGGGAGGUAUUAUGCACACGCGGCCAUUGCUGUGCAUGCGCAUCAGGUCUCCCCUGCUGACGUUGGUAGGGAGGAGCGUGGGCGGAGCAUGACCCUAUAGUGCCAGGAAAACAGGUUUGUUUAUGAUCCAUUUAAUAUCAUCGAGCCACCCUGGGGAGAUCUCAAACGUGCGGUUCAUACAACACGACCAACUACUUUGCAUGACCUGGAGGCAUUUUGCAAAGACGAAUGUGCAGCUAUACCACCUGCAAGAAUUAGGGGCCUCAUAGACAACUAUUACAAAAGACUGCAUGUGGUCAUUGAUGCUAAAUGUUUUUGAGCUCAACUGUAUAUUGUAUAGCACAAACUUAUUUAAAACCUCCAGAUAGAUAGCUGAUUAUGAGAGGUUGAUAUCAUGAGUUUUGCAGUUUGGCUAUUUUGGGGCGCAAUUCACAAUUUAGUGAAUACAUCCAUUUAUACUUUUCCCUUACAACUUUUCAUAUAAUCCAAGGCAGUUAUCGGCACGAAUAUUAAAAAUGAUUUCCCUUUAUGUGUUUUUACAUGCCUCUUAAAGUCAUAUUAUUUGGCUCGUAAUUGGAGCGAAGUAAAUUAGCUGAAGAGCUAGAUUACCUCUCGAGUGCUCGGUGGAAUAAUUAAAAUAAUUGGAAAAGACAAACAAACAAGCGUUUAUUGAGACAGUCGAAGGGAUUUUUUAAAUCUUUAUAUUUAGGUUUAAAGGCAAACAACAAAAUACCAUAGAAGGCAAAAGAGACAACAUGUGUUAACAGUAAUUCGUGCCUAGUCAUCAAAAAGAGAAGGCCCUAAUGUAAACAUGUGUUGGGAAUAUAGCUAGGGUUUCCACAACCACCAUGUUUCACUGAACGCAUAUCACUUCAUGUUAUUUGGCAACACGUGAAAAAAGAUUCCUCACCGGCAGCAUUUGAAUUGUACAUACUGCAGGGCAGCACUCUCCACAUGCUGCCAAUCAGUAUGCAUAGGUGACAUGACCCUGGAAAUCAUGGCAGAUAUGGGAGACUUACAUACAUUAGAUGAGAGAUUAGGGGUUUAUCGGAAUAACAAUAUUAUGGACUGGAAGAAAGGAAGUGGACCAAUAAUAAGUAAAUAGCUGUGGGAAUACAAAUACGGAUUCUUACGCUAUACUGUUCAACCCUGUAGAGGGCACCUAAAUUAAAUUUUAGGAAAGGGAAAAAAAUGCAUUUAAUCCAGUACUUCCCUAUGAUCAGUUUAAGAGGGCGUUUGACAUUGUCAUGUAAUGUGUGAAGACAUCGAAAGUCACAUAACCGAAAUCUGACGCUGUUAUAGCAGCAGAAGCAUCUCUAACGGCCAUCAGCCACUAAUGGUGUUACAUAGUUACAUAGUUACAUAGCUGAAAAGAGACUUGCGUCCAUCAAGUUCAGCCUUCCUCACAUUUGUUUUUUGCUGUUGAUCCAAAAGAAGGCAAAAAAAACAAACAGUUUGAAGCACAAUUUUGCAACAAGCUAGGAAAAAAAUUCCUUCUUGACCCCAGAAUGGCAGUCAGAUUUAUCCUUGGAUCAAGCAGUUAUUAUCCUACAUUGAAAGAUUAUAUCCUUGAAUAUUCUGUUUUUGCAAGUAUGCAUCUAGUAGCUGUUUGAACAUCUGUAUGGACUCUGAUAAAACCACUUCUUCAGGCAGAGAAUUCCACAUCCUGAUUGUUCUUACAGUAAAAAAACCUUUCCUUUGCCUUUGCCUUUGCCAUAGCUCUGCAAUGAAAAUAUCUCAGAAAUUGCAGUGUUUGACUUAGUAAGACCAAAAUUUACAGAGCCACUACACCAAGACCACUGCAUGGGGAUGAAAAAGUCUGGGUGCCUAUAGUUUCCCCAUAAAUACUAAAUAGUAGCAAAAUAGUGCUGGAGAAAACAGAAAAAUUCACAGGAUUAUUUACUAAAGUUCGAAUUUUCAUAAAUUAAAGUUUUAAUGUUAAAAUUUACUCAAAAACAAUUGAUCUGUAAAAUUCUCCAGUUCAGCCAUAGUCACAUAGGCAUUUUUUUUGCUUUUAGGAUUAAAUGUGAAAAUUCUGAAUUUAGUAAAUAUUCUGUUACUGUUACUUCUGGACCACCAAAAUUACCAAAGCUUUUACAGCCCCCCAUUUGUGUCAAGACAUGUACUAAACACAGGAAUCAUGGAAAGGGAAAUUUAAGUGCAAAAUAAUCAUGCAAAUGUUCCAGUUUGAUUCUUUUAGACAAAUAUUUAGCAUUUCUCAAAUCAGAUAUAGAAGAGUUUAGUGAAUAAACCCCUGCAAAUAAGACUGGAUUUCUUAUGGAACCCACAGCUGUGUAGAGAGACAUUUAAAGAUUAUUCUACACCCAUGUUUUGUCCGCAGUGAUUAUAUCAGCCUCUUAAAGGACCACUGUCACCUGAAAAUGUAUUUUAAUAGCAAAGUUUAAAAAACUAAUGCAAACAGACUAAUAUUAUUUUCAAACUAAAGUUUAGUUUGAAUUACCACUUGAAUAUAUGUCAGCUUUUGAGUGUGGUGGCAGCCAUCUUACGAUUGCAUCAAAUUGCUUCAGUCUCUAGUCUGGUUUAACACGCGGGUAUUUCUGACUGCAAAGUGGUUUGGUCACACGGGUGGUGUGUCAUUGUGCCAGCCAUGGUGACCAUGAUGUUUGACGAGUAAGAUUUUAAAGUCUUACUGAUACUGAGAUUUAUUUCCUUAGGAGAAUCUUCAAGCCAGGGUUUGGCACAGAGCAGAUACCCAAGGACAGAGACCCGUGAAAUGCAAAUUAUACCGGUAAUGAGCCUGUCUUAUAAAAGGGAUAAUGGGUAUAAUUAUAUAACCUUUAGAGAAGCUCUCAUUGUCUCUUGAUGAUAUAUUAUCCAGACAAAAACUAUAGUUCAACCAAGUGUAAUAUAAACUGCAGGUUUUCUCCCCCCAGAAAUAGUUAAUCACCAAUCCCUCAUGUUUCCUUUAUUCCCACUGAUCCCCUCUCUUCUUCCCCUCUGUCUGAUCCCCUAUUGUCCCUCCACCUCACACAGACCAUGUGUCCUCCCAUUGCCCCUCACUAACUUCCUGUUUCCCUCACUAACCAUCUCUCAGGCUGCUCUAAUUGGUCAGUGGAAGGAGAUGUUUAAGACACGGACUCGGGUAAAGUGUCCCAGCUCCGGUUGUUGGCGAGAAUUUCCCACUGUGUACAGCUUGAAACAACAUUACCAGCGCUGCCAGGGGGUGAGUACCUACCUUCCUUACUUUAUAUUAAUUAGCGCUGCCAGGGGGUGAGUACCUACCUUCCUUACUUUAUAUUAAUCAGCGCUACCAGGGGGUGAGUACCUACCUUUCUUACUUUAUAUUAGUCAGUGCUGCCAGGGAGUGAGUGAGUACCUACCUUCCUUACUUUAUAUUAAUCAGCGCUGCCAGGGGGUGAGUAAGUACCUAACUUCCUUACUUUAUAUUAGUUAGUGCGGCCAGGGGGUGAGGGAGUACCUACAUUCCUUACUUUAUAUUAGUCAACGCUGCCAGGGGGUGAGGUAGUACCUACCUUCCUUACUUUACAUUAGUCAGUGCUGCCAAGGGGUGAGGGAGUACCUACCUUUCUUACUUUAUAUUAGUCAGCGCUGCCAGGGGGUGAGUGAGUACCUACCUUCCUUACUUUAUAUUAAUCCGCGCUGCCAGGGGGUGAGUAAGUACCUACCUUCCUUACUUUAUAUUAAUCUGCGCUGCCAGGGGGUAAGUGAGUACCUACCUUCCUUACUUUAUAUUAGUUAGUGCGGCCAGGGGGUGAGGGAGUACCUACAUUCCUUACUUUAUAUUAGUCAGCGCUGCCAGGGGGUGAGGGAGUACCUACCUUCCUUACUUUAUAUUAGUCAGUGCUGCCAGGGGGUGAGGGAGUACCUACCUUCCUUACUUUAUAUUAGUCAGUUCUGCCAGGGGGUGAGGGAGUACCUACCUUCCUUACUUUAUAUUAGUUAGUGCUGCCAGGGGGUGAGGGAGUACCUACUUUCCUUACUUUAUAUUAGUAGUCAGCGCUGCCAGGGGGUGAGGGAGUACCUACCUUCCUUACUUUAUAUUAGUCAGUGCUGCCAGGGGGUGAGAGAGUACCUACCUUCCUUACUUUAUAUUAGUCAGUGCUGCCAAGGGGUGAGAGAGUACCUACCUUCCUUACUUUAUAUUAGUCAGUGCUGCCAGGGGGUGAGAGAGUACCUACCUUCCUUACUUUAUAUUAGUCAGUGCUGCCAAGGGGUGAGAGAGUACCUACCUUCCUUACUUUAUAUUAGUCAGUGCUGCCAGGGGGGGAGUACCAACCUUCCUUACUUUAUAUUAGUUAGUGUUGCCAGGGGGUGAGUGAGUACCUACCUUCCUUACUUUAUAUUAGUCAGCGCUGCCAGGGGGUUAGGGAGUACCUACCUUUCUUACUUUAUAUUAGUUAUUGCUGCCAGGGGGUGAGGGAGUACAUACCUUCCUUAUUUUAUAUUAGUCAGCGCUGCUAGGGGGUGAGAGAGUACCUACCUUCCUUACUUUAUAUUAGUCAGCGCUGCCAGGGGGUGAGGGAGUACCUACUUUCCUUACUUUAUAUUAGUCAGUGCUGCCAGGGGAUGAGGGAGUACCUACCUUCCUUACUUUAUAUUAUUCAGCGCUGUCAGGGGGUGAGGGAGUACCUAACUUCCUUACUUUAUAUUAGUCAGCGCUGCCAGGGGGUGAGGAAGUACCUACCUUCCUUACUUUAUAUUAGUCAGUGCUGCCAGGGGGUGAGGGAGUACCUACCUUCCUUACUUUAUAUUAGUUAGUGCUGCCAGGGGGUGAGGGAGUACCUACAUUCCUUACUUUAUAUUAGUCAGCGCUUCCUUACUUUAUAUUAGUCAGUGCUGCCAGGGGGUGAGAGAGUACCUACCUUCCUUACUUUAUAUUAGUCAGUGCUGCCAAGGGGUGAGAGAGUACCUACCUUCCUUACUUUAUAUUAGUCAGCGCUGCCAGAGGGUGAGGGAGUACCUACCUUCCUUACUUUAUAUUAGUUAGUGCUGCCAGGCGGUGAGUGAGUACCUACCUUCCUUACUUUAUAUUAGUCAGUGCUGCCAGGGGGUGAGGGAGUACCUACCUUCCUUACUUUAUAUUAGUCAGUGCUGCCAGGGGGUGAGGGAGUACCUACCUUCCUUACUUUAUAUUAGUCAGCGCUGCCAGGGGGUGAGGGAGUACCUACCUUCCUUACUUUAUAUUAGUCAGUGCUGCCAGGGGGUGAGGGAGUACCUACCUUCCUUACUUUAUAUUAGUCAGCACUGCCAGGGGGUGAGGGAGUACCUACCUUCCUUACUUUAUAUUAGUUAGUGCUGCCAGGGGGUGAGGGAGUACCUACAUUCCUUACUUUAUAUUAGUCAGCGCUUCCUUACUUUAUAUUAAUCAGCGCUGCCAGGGGGUGAGUGAGUACCUACCUUCCUUACUUUAUAUUAGUUAGUGCUGCCAGGGGGUGAGGGAGUACCUACAUUCCUUACUUUAUAUUAUUCAGCGCUGCCAGGGGGUGAGGGAGUACCUACCUUCCUUACUUUAUAUUAGUCAGUGCUGCCAGGGGGUGAGGGAGUACCUACCUUCCUUACUUUAUAUUAGUCAGUGCUGCAAGGGGGUUAGGGAGUACCUACCUUCCUUACUUUAUAUUAGUUAGCACUGCCAGGGGGUGAGGGAGUACCUACCUUCCUUACUUUACAUUAGUCAGUGCUGCCAGGGGGUGAGGGAGUACCUACCUUCCUUACUUUAUAUUAAUCAGUGCUGCAAGGGGGUUAGGGAGUACCUACCUUCCUUACUUUAUAUUAGUCAGCACUGCCAGGGGGUGAGGGAGUACCUACCUUCCUUACUUUAUAUUAGUCAGCGCUACCUUCCUUACUUUAUAUUAGUCAGCACUGCCAGGGGGUGAGGGAGUACCUACCUUCCUUACUUUAUAUUAGUCAGUGCUGCCAGGGGGUGAGGGAGUACCUACCUUCCUUACUUUACAUUAGUCAGUGCUGCCAGGGGGUGAGGGAGUACCUACCUUCCUUACUUUAUAUUAAUCAGUGCUGCAAGGGGGUUAGGGAGUACCUACCUUCCUUACUUUAUAUUAGUCAGCGCUGCCAGGGGGUGAGGGAGUACCUACCUUCCUUACUUUAUAUUAGUCAGCGCUGCCAGGGGGUGAGGGAGUACCUACCUUCCUUACUUUGUAUUAGCCAGUGCUGCCAGGGCGUGAGGGAGUACCUACCUUCAUUACUCUGUACUAGUCUGUGUAGCCAGAGGGUGAGUGAGUACUUAGCUUCCUUACGCAGUACUAGUCAGUGCUGCCAGGGAUUAGUAUACAGUAGUCUUUCUUAUUCUGUGAUACUCAGUGCUGCCUAGGAGUGAAACACUAAACUUGCCACACACAAGUUUCCUGUUCUGUGUUUGUGUUGGUCACUGCGCUGUCUCUUUCUCCUCCAGGUCGGGCUCUCUUUCCGUUUGCGAUUCUCCUGUCCAUACUGCGAAGCGGUUUUUGUCUCCAAGUCACAGCUGCAAAAACAUCUGGUUUGGAAUCAUUCAGACAGGGGGGGCAACCGAGAGCAAAGACCAAAACAGUCUGCAUUCAACAGUGGGGGGAAAGAGAGGUGCAAUGGGGUACCCCUAUAAAACAAAACACUGUAAACCACUGAUAGGCAUAUAGGGAGUGAGGAUUGUCUGUAAACAGUCUGUGUCUGUAUACAUUGCAGGACAUAGGGCACAGCAGAAAUUAGACUAUUCACAGUGUCAGUGUAAGGGGUUUUACAAUGUAUGUAGGAUGAGUCCGUUAGUGUCAGUAGGGGGUAUAGCAAUAUAUGUAGUAUAAGUCUGUUAGUGUCAAUAGGGGGUAUAGCAAUAUAUGUAGUAUAAGUCCGUUAGUGUCAGUAGGGGGUAUAGCAAUAUAUGUAGUAUAAGUCUAUUAGUGUCAGUGGGGGGUAUAGCAAUGUAAGCAGGAUGAGUCAGUUAGUGUCAGUGGGGGGUAUAGCAAUGUAUGUAGGAUGAGUCCGUUAGUGUCAGUAGGGGGUAUAGCAAUAUAUGUAGUAUAAGUCUGUUAGUGUCAAUAGGGGAUAUUGCUAUGUAUGUACGAUGAUUCUAUUAUUGUCAGUAGGGGGUAUAGCUUUGUAUGUACGAUGAUUCUAUUAGAGUCAGUAGGGGGUAUAGCUAUGUAUGUAGGAUGAGUCUAUUAGUGUCAGUAGGGGGUAUAGCAAUGUAUGUAGGAUGAGUCAAUUAAUGUCAGUAGGGGGUAUAUCAAUGUAUGUAGGAUGAGUCAAUUAAUGUCAGUAGGGGGUAUAUCAAUGUAUGUAGGAUUAGUCUAUUAGUGUCAGUAGGAGGUAUAGCAAUGUAUGUAGGAUGAGUCUGUUAGUGUCAGUAGGAGGUAUAGCAAUGUAUGUAGGAUGAGUCCAUUAGUGUCAGUAGGGGGUAUAGCAAUGUAUGUAGGAUGAGUCAAUUAAUGUCAGUAGGAGGUAUAGCAAUGUAUGUAGGAUGAGUCAAUUAAUGUCAGUAGGGGGUAUAUCAAUGUAUGUAGAAUGAGUCAAUUAGUGUCAGUAGGGGUAUAGCAAUGUAUGUAGGAUGAGUCUAUUAGUGUCAGUAGUGGGUAAAGCAAUGUAUGUAGGAUGAGUCUAUUAAUGUUAGUAGGGAGUAUAGCAAUGUAUGUAGGAUGAAUCUAUGAUUGUCAGUAGGGGGUAUAUCAAUGUAUGUAGGAUGAGUCAAUUAAUGUCAGUAGGAGGUAUAGCAAUGUAUGUAGGAUGAGUCAAUUAAUGUCAGUAGGGGGUAUAUCAAUGUAUGUAGAAUGAGUCAAUUAAUGUCAGUAGGGGGUAUAGCAAUGUAUGUAGGAUGAGUCAUUUAAUGUCAGUAGUGGGUAAAGCAAUGUAUGUAGGAUGAGUCUAUUAAUGUUAGUAGGGAGUAUAGCAAUGUAUGUAGGAUGAAUCUAUGAUUGUCAGUAGGGGGUAUAUCAAUGUAUGUAGGAUGAGUCAAUUAAUGUCAGUAGGUGGUAUAGCAAUGUAUGUAGGAUGAGUCAAUUAAUGUCAGUAGGGGGUAUAUCAAUGUAUGUAGGAUGAGUCAAUUAAUGUCAGUAGGGGGUAUAUCAAUGUAUGUAGGAUGAGUCUGUUAGUGUCAGUAGGGGGUAUAGCAAUGUAUGUAGGAUGAGUCAAUUAAUGUCAGUAGUGGGUAUAGCAAUGUAUGUAGUAUAAGUCUGUUAGUGUCAAUAGGGGAUAUUGCUAUGUAUGUAGUAUAAGUCUGUUAGUGUCAAUAGGGGGUAUAGCUAUGUAUGUACGAUGAUUCUAUUAGUGUCAGUAGGGGGUAUAGCUAUGUAUGUAGGAUGAGUCUAUUAGUGUCAGUAGGAGGUAUAGCAAUGUAUGUAGGAUGAGUGUAUUAGUGUCAGUAGGGGGUAUAGCAAUGUAUGUAGGAUGAGUCAAUUAAUGUCAGUAGGGGGUAUAUCAAUGUAUGUAGGAUGAGUCAAUUAAUGUCAGUAGGGGGUAUAUCAAUGUAUGUAGGAUUAGUCUAUUAGUGUCAGUAGGAGGUAUAGCAAUGUAUGUAGGAUGAGUCUGUUAGUGUCAGUAGGGGGUAUAGCAAUGUAUGUAGGAUGAGUCUGUUAGUGUCAGUAGGGGGUAUAGCAAUGUAUGAAGGAUGAGUCAAUUAAUGUCAGUAGGUGGUAUAGCAAUGUAUGUAGGAUGAGUCAGUUAAUGUCAGUAGGGAGUAUAGCAGUAUGUAGGAAGACAUCUAUUAGUACUGUUAGCAGUUUUGGAAACUGCAGUGCUUGCUAGGGGCAUUUGGUUGAAUUAGCUAUAUGUGGGGUGAGUAGAAUCACAGUAGAGGGGUCUUCGUUAAACCUGUUCCCUCUGUAUUACUCCCAGGGAGGCAGAAAAACCCCCUCCUCUACACAGACAUUCUAAACAGGCCAUUCUGCGUCCCCCAGAGGAGAAUGGAGCUGUCAUCCCGCACAGCCGCCAUGCCAUACAGGGAGCUGAUGAGGACCCAGGACGGAUGAAGCACAGUAAGAAGGGUCCCUGUGCAUCAGAGGGGUGAGGUGGGGGUACAGCUGAUCUCCCACCCAUUCUAAUUUGUAUUUCUUACUUUCAUUUUUUUGCCUUCAUUAAUUUUCUUAAUUUUUUUUAUUCUUUCUUUUUGGUUUGUCGACACUUUCGUUUCCCAUAUAUCAUUACAAAACACGAAUGCAUUCAGAUUACAUAGCAUGGUUGCAUACAUGAGGUUAUACAAUAGUUGGUUUAGGUUAUUUUGUCUUAUUGUUACCUGAUGAGUUGACUUCUCCUCAGUCUAUGCAUCAGCAUAUUGUGCCGACAAGUUUUUAAUUUUGUUGUGUUACUAACAUAAAAAAACAUAAUGAACAUUUCCCUUACAAAGUUUGUGUGAGACCCGCUGGAUAUAGGAAUAGAAAAAAGGGAGAAAAACCUGGGAAUAGCCAGGUGGUGCAUGUGUGGAGAGGUUCCUGGUUCAGAGGUCAUGGUGGUUGCCUCCAUCAGAAGCAGGGGUUGGCAUUAGUGUAUAUAUAAAGGGUACCCCACAAUUGGCCCGUUCGGGGUAGGAGUAUGUUCCCGUCUCUGGCCGCACCAGAGGGUCAAGGUUAGGAUUCUUUCUUAUUACUGGGUUCAGGGCGAGUACCACUGUCCCUCCCAGCUCUAGAUAUUUUAUCACCUUAUGUUCUAUGUGUAUACAGUAUUUGUCGCUGAUGUGUGCCGUGUCUUCUGCCGACAAAGCUAUGGGAAGAGCGCUCCAUUUAUUCAGGUGGAACUUAUAGCCCGAGUGUUUACCAUAAUUUUUUAGUUCAUAUGCCAAGGCUUCCAUGGAUUUUUUGGGGUGUGUGAGGGUGAGCAGAACAUCGUCCACAUAACUCGACUCAGUGAAUCUCUGUCUACCCAUGUGAUACCCUGUAUUAGUUGGUUUGUGCAUAUGGCGUGCAAUAGUGGUUCGAGGGAGAGGACUAACAGUAGCGGGGACAGAGGGCAUCCCUGUCGUGUCCCAUUGCUUAGUGAGAAGGGCGUGUUAGGGGCUCCUGUGAUCCUGAUUUGCGCUGUGACAUUAGUAUACAUGGCUCAAAUUAUUGUUAUGUAUGUCUCCGGGAAUUUUAGGUGUGUCAGUAAUUUUAACAUAUACGGCCAUUUUACCCUGUUGGAGGCCUUUUCGGCGUCCAGGGAAAGGAUAAGAGUUGGUUUUUGGGUGGAGGCCUGUUUCCAUAUGAAGUCUAUAUUUUGUCUGGUAUUUUCAAAGAAUUGGCAUCCCGUCAGGAGGGGGGAGAGUCGUUCAGCGAGCACUUUCGCAAGUAUUUUGGUAUAGUAAUUUAUUAACAAUAUGGAACUGAAAUUUUCCGGUCGGGAGUAGCACUAUGGUAGCCAAUGACAUGUCAGGAUCUGGAAUUCCCCCGUACACCCUCUCAUCAGGUAAUUAAACCAACUUGUCAUGUGUGAUAUUAAGUUGUUACGGAAUGUCUUAUAAUAUCCUCCCUCGAAUCCGUCAGGUACCGGGGCUUUUAUGUCCUUUUAAAGUUGAUAUAGUUCUGUCUAUUCCAUCUAUGGUAAUUUCGCCGCCCAGGCUUGCCCCAGCGGCCGGGUCUAGUUUCGGUAAUGUUAGCUUGUGUAGGUAUGUUUGUAUGGCUUCUGUACCGUCAGUUGGGUUGUCAUCUUCCUGGGCAGUGUGGUUGUUCAGGGCCUUAUAGAAAUCCAUGAAUACCUUUGCUAUAUCAGUCAGUGUAGUCCUAGGUUUACCUCUUUCCUCUUUUUUUUUUUUUUUUAUUCUUUAUUUUUGUGGUGCAAACAGUUAACAUGGGCUCUUGCCGUGCCUCAACAGCAGGUACAAGCUUGGUACAAUAAAUGCAUAAACAAGUUCAAGGCAUCGAAGGUCAUUGCACACAUUUUUUAAAUUAAGUAGCUAGGUCACAGGGUGAUGAAACAUGUCUAGGGUAUGUAGCAAACAUAAGAUGUGGUCGAAGUGAGUUUCCUAGACAUGUGAGUGGGUAUAUGAUAAUGAAGUUUAAAACAAGCUGGUGAGACAUGAAUGUUGUUCUUUCGUCUUUGAUAGUGGUGAUGUGAGUCUGACAGAGGCGUGGGUGCAGUGUUCUGGCCAGCAUAGUGUCCAUUUUGUUUGCAUGUUCAUAAAAAGUUUGUUUGGACCAAACCAUGGUGUCAUCAAGGAGUGUUUCCCUUAUAAGACGUCGCAAUGUCUCUAAGUCAUGGAGCUUGUCAGGGGAUGGGUCCGUCUUGUGCCACUGUUCUGCCUUUUUUAGGUCACUAAGGAGGGUUUUUAAUUUUCGAGUUUUGUCUUUCUGAUUAGGGCUCCUCUAAUAACCGUUUUGUGGGCGGCCCAUAUGGUCGCGAGUGUCCGUUCGGCCGAGAAGUUUAAUUGGAAGUAUUCCUUAAUUUCUUUUUGGACGGUUGCCGUAAAGUUCGGGUCUUUAAGUAAUGAUGUGUUUAGUUUCCAUGGGGAUAUUGUGCAUAGGUUAUCAAGCUCUAUAGUUAUGUCAGCGUGGUCUGACCACGUGAUGGAUCCUAUCGAUUGACCUCAUUAUCUUAGUUACAGCUUGGUAAUUUACUAGGAAAUCGUUAAUGCGCGAAUAUGUGUCGUGUGGUGCCAAGUAGUGUGUGUAAUCAGCGUCACCUGUAUGGUGCGCCCUCCAGACAUCUCUCAGCCCUGUUGAGCAUAUAAAUUUAUGUUCCAAUUUGUCUUGGCUGCCUCUGCCAUGGUAGCUUAUUUGUCCGCUUCUCGUGCUCCUGUCAAUGGCCAGACACGGCACAGCAUUAAAGUCCCCCCCACCUCGACGACCAUAUCGUGAGGUAGUCUUUCUAAUGUGGCUUUGAGAUGGUCGUAGAACUCUGGAGUCAGCUCGUUAGGUGCAUGUAUGUUAAUGAGGUGUAUGCCGUGUGAGUAUAGCGUUCCCGAAACUAUUAUAUACUGUCCCUCCGAGUCUGGUUCUACAUGCGUCACAUUUUUGGGGCACCUUUUGUGAAUAAGUAUUGCUACCCCAUUCUUUUUACGAUGUGUUCUGGCUUCAUGACUAUUUGUGUACAUGGUUUUUUAAUUGUAGGCUAAUGUUAGAAUGGUAAAUGGGUUUCCUGUAGGAAAGCUAAAUCCGGACUUAACCGUUUAAGUUCCCGAAAUAAUAGGCGCAUCUUUUUAGGGUUAUGAUUUUUAUAGCCAUCUUGGAUACGUGGCGAAUGAGCUAUACUGUUACCCUCUAUGGCCUGUCCCCGUCUCAGCCAAUCUGUUGGCCCUCACCAUCUGCCGUUGUCUUGUCCGUUUUGUCACACUGCCCGCAACAUCCAGCAAGAAAGUAUCAAAGCAUAUAAGGGAUAAAGUAAAGAAAGAAAGAACAAGUAAACUAUAACAAUAACAAUUUCUGGGCUAACUAAUUGCCAGACUUCGUUGGAGUGCAUGCGCCAGCACGCCCUGGCCUUCAUUCAUUUUAAUUCAUUCUCGAGCCCACUGAAGGACACUCUGUAUGUGUCAUACAGGCUCAUUUUGGAUGAAGUUGUAAAUCAUAUCCACAUCCCCUUUCCAUUACUCUUAGAUUGUGAGCUCAUUUGAGCGGGAUCUCUUUUUACCUCUUGUCACAUUAAUUUGCAUAUCUACACUUGUUUAAUGUCCCCAAUGUCUUAUUGUAAAGAGCUGUAGAAUAAUUGACAGAAAUAUUCUCUCUCCAGGUGCCUUGCAUUGAGAGAGAGUGUGUGAGCCAGAAGGUAGCUUUAUUUCUUGCAAUUUCAGGGAUGUUGUCUUUGUUUUGCUCCCUCUCUGGAGUUCUCACAUACUCAUUUCUGAUGUCGGCCAGUAUUGGUUGGACGCUACGUGACAACGGGCCAUAAAUGUCUUCUGGGUGUCUUCAUGUGCUAGGCGUGUUUGUGGGCACACAAGCUGGGCUAAGUGAUGCCAUUCUCUAUAAAGUCAGCUAGCAGAAAGUAGAAACGAUUCCCAAAAGAUGUGACAUGCAGGCAGAUUUUCCUUUGGUCUACAUUAUUUCCCUAACUGUUAUUCUGUGUAUCGCUUUCAUUCUCUGUUUCCGCUUUGUCUGUCUCAUUCAUUCUCUUGUUCGCAUUCUGUCUGUCUUGUUAAUUUUCUUUUUUUUUCUAUUCUGCCUGUCUCCUUUGUUUUUUUGCUGCCAUUCUCUAUGUCUCAUUCAUUCUCUUGCUCCUAUUCUGCUUGUCUCAGUCAUUUUCUUCUCCCUUUAUGACUUACUCCCAUUUUGUCAAUUUCAUUCAUUCUUUCACUCCUUUAAAGUCAUUUCUACUCAUUCUUUUGCUUCCAUUGUGUCUGUCUCAUUUAUUCUCUUGCUUCCAUUCUCUUUCAUGUAUCCAUUAUUUCCCCAGUUCUGUCCUGUUGUUUGUUCCACGAUGAUGGUUCUCAAACAACCCUUUUGUUUUUUUCUUCUCCCUCUUGAGUCAGGAAGGAAACAAAAAACUCCCAAGAAGUUCACAGGAGAGCAGACUUCCAUCACUGGGGCCUUCAGCCUGAAAGGUAUUUACAAAUCAUUUACAUAGCAAUAUUAAUACUAUGGUCCACAUAAACCAAUCAAACAAUAAAAAUACUAGAUUGGCUUCUAUGCUUUUCAUUCAAUACCCAACCAGAAAAUAAUACCAAAAAACUAGACUGGUCUCUGUUCUCUUCUAUUCAUACCCAACCACAUUGGGUAUGAAUAGUAGAGAACACUAGAUUGGCUUCCAUUUUCUUUAUUCAUACCAUAGUACAGGAGACAGCAACCUGAAUGUUAAAGAGACACUGUCUUCUCUCUUCCCUCCCUAUUAGUGUUUAUAUCUUUUUAAUUAUUGAUAGGUUAAUUUAGGUGGAUAUAGGUUUAUAGGUCUCCCUAUUCUUCCUCUUCCUCCCGGGGUAUGUUCCAUACUCCAUAUUACUAUUAGGAAUCAUAAUGAUCGUGGGAGGGGAGAGGAGAGGGAGAUUAGCAUUAACAUAAUGGAUAGCAACAUAGACCACCAUGUAAUGUCAGAUUGGUAAAAUAUUGGGCUCUGGUUCUAGGAGCAAGUGUGGUCAUAUGUUUCAGGUAAAAUUGAUAACAUUUUGGACUGCUAAUGGAUUAACCAUGGGUAGAUAUUUGGAAUGCCGUUUUGUUUUUGAAGAGUUGUGAGUCCUUCCUCCUCUCGCCGGGGUCUACUUCCUGCAACUAUAGGCAGGUCUUGUUCAGGGGGUUCCAUAUACAUGUGAGUGUACGUAUAUAUAUACAUGUGUGUGUUUCCCCACUGGAUUUUCAAGAGGUGGUUUGUUUCCCCUCUUGAAUUAUUUUUCAUGUUCUAUGUAUCUUAUAAUGUAAAUAUGUUUUCUUUUGUAUGUUUUUGUUUUUUAUUUUUUUUCUUCUUUCUGAGACUCGAUUCGGGGUGUAACCAUGACAAUAGGUUUUAUGAUGGCACUUAAUUUGAUAUCAUGGAAUGUCCAGGGUUUAAACUCACCACAGAAAAGGGGAGCGGUCCAUAAAAUUCUAAAGGAUAAUGAUAUCGAUAUUGCUUUUAUUCAGGAGACACAUUGGAUUAAUUCUCCAGAGAGACUCUGGAAGUUUAAGAAAUUCCCUUUGAUAUUUUCCUCCAAUAUGGAGGGGAGUAAAAAAAAAAGAGGUACUGCUAUCAUAAUUUCUAGUAGAAUUAAUUUUGAAAAGAUACAUCUAACUGGGGAUCCAAUGGGAAGAUAUGUGAUACUCGUCGCAAAAAUUAAUGGUAUUAUCUAUACUUUGGUCAAUGUUUAUGCACCAAAUUCGUGCCCAGGGGAUUUUUUUGAUAAAAUUAUGGAAAGGGUUUAUGAAUUAGCAUGUGGCAACAUCAUAAUUGGGGGAGACUUUAAUUGUGUAUUAGAUCCAGUACGGGAUAAAAGCCAUAAAAACGCUGGAGAAUACAAAUUUGUAAAUACCUAUACCUCGGAUUUUUCUAAAUUUUUAGACAGGAACUCUCUAUUUGAUUGUUGGAGGACUUUGAAUCCUAGUGAGAGAGACUACACUUUUUUUUCACAUGUCCACCAGACCUAUUCUCGAAUAGACAUGUUUUUGGUGAAAGCGGGGUUUUUGAGUUUUAUUACUAAUUCCAAUAUCGGAUCUAUAGUUGUAUCAGAUCAUGCUCCAGUAUUCAUUAAGGUUAAGUUAAAAGGUGGUCUUAGACCAAGGACAAGGUGGAGACUUAAUGAAAGCCUUUUGAAAUCAGAGUGCAAUAUUGACUUUUUGUCAUCUGAAAUUGAAAAUUUCUUGAUUACCAACGAUAAUGGGGAAGUUUCCACGGCAACAGUAUGGUGUACCCUUAAAAGUUUUGCAAGGGGACUAUUGAUUAAACUUGGCUCAGAAUCUAAAAGGAGGAAGGGAGAAUCUCUACAAGAGUUAAGAAUAAAAUUGGCAAACAAGGAACGUUUAAAUAAAAAUAUGGUGAAUAAAGAUCUGAUUGAGGAAAUAACUAAAUUGAGGGAAUCUAUCAAAGAAAGAAUUUAUGAUACGGUUAAUAAAAAUAUACUCUUUCUUAAACAAAGAUGGUAUCAUAAUAAUAACAAAAUAACUAAAGAUCUCUCUAAUAAAAUUAAGAAUAAUCUUAAAGAUAAAUUCAUAAAAAAAAUCGUCUUAGGUGAUAAACAUCUAGUGUCACCAAAUGAAAUUGUAAAUGCAUUUGCGGAAUUUUAUAAAUCUCUAUAUAAUCUAAAGGAGGUAGGAAGGAGUAGAGAAGAAAUGGAUACAUUUUUGAGUAACCUCAAAUUACCACAAAUUAAACAAAGUAAGUUGGAAAUGUUGAAUGCUCCAUUCUCACUAUCAGAAGUAACAGAAGUAAUAGAUAAGUUAAAACCGAAUAAGGCCCCAGGCCCAGAUGGCUUCUCAACAAUGUUUUAUAGAACUUUUUCUAGACUCAUUUCUCCUAUCCUAUUAGAGAUGUUUAUGAAGGCGUCUGCGGAUAAUCCUUUCCCCAAUGAGAUGUUAUUGGCCUCAAUCAUUCCUAUACCCAAAGUAGGGAAAGACCCAACAUUUAUUACUAACUACAGACCCAUAUCUCUCAUUAACUUAGAUAUAAAGAUAUUCUCCCAAAUACUAUCUAACAGAUUUAAAGAGGUAAUAGGAGAUCUGAUCGAUAUUGAUCAGUCUGGAUUUGUGCGAGGGAGAGGUACUACAGAUAAUACACGUAGGAUAUUUAAUUUAAUACAUAGAAUAAAGGAGCAGAAAUGGGGGUCUGUCAUUAUGGCCCUUGAUGCUGAGAAGGCCUUUGACAGAGUCAAUUGGAGAUUCCUGGACUCUGUCAUGGGCCAAUUUGGCCUAGAGGGUCAAUUUAGACACAAUACCAUGUUGUUAUAUAGGAGUUCUACAGCUAAAAUAAUUAACCCUCUUGCUGAGUCUGAUCAUUUUGAGGUCAAAAAUGGUACUAGACAGGGUUGCCCUUUGGCUCCCCUGUUAUAUAUUCUUACAAUUGAACCUUUGGCCACUAUGAUCAGACAGGAUAUCAACGUAAAGGGGGUUAAGUCCCUUAAUGGGGAAACCAAGGUCUCCCUAUUUGCAGACGAUGUCCUCCUUACUUUGACGGAUCCGAUGGUUUCAAUUCCGUCAGUACUGGACGUUAUAUCAAAUUAUAGCAGCUUUUCGAAUUAUAAGAUCAAUAUGAAAAAAACUCAAAUUUUAGCCUCUUUUCUAUCUGAGGCUCAGAAAGAUUUCCUGACCGCACAUUUUCAAUUCUCAUGGGCAAAUGAUACUAUCGGUUAUUUGGGGAUCAAAAUAUCUUUUGAUAUAGAGAAGAUGAUACAAUCAAACUAUGAUACAUUAUUAAGAGAUCUGCAACAACUGGUAGACAAUUGGAGGAAGAGUGAGUCCUCAUGGAUAGGAAGAUUAAAUAUGAUCAAGGCAUUUUUGCUACCCAAAAUUAUAUAUUAUUUUAGGGCGAUUCCCUAUAGAUUGGGGAAAGGUAUUCUUAAACGCUUUCAAAUUUUGAUUUCUAAAUGUAUUUGGGCUAAUAAACCACCUAGGAUAGCUUUUGAUACCCUUCGAAGGAGCUACCAGAAGGGUGGUAUAGCAUUUCCAGAUGUUGAUAAAAUCCAUGAAGCAUGUAUGGCGACUCAUCUUUUACAGUGGUUGGAUAAGGAGCGGGGAUCUAUAUCAUGGCUUACUCUAGAACAGGAGGAUAGCCCUAGAUAUGAACUGGUUGUUCUCUUUUGGAUGGGUUUGCUAAAUUUGGGUGAAUUGGAUACCAAGAAUUUUUCCAACCGAAUAUUAAUAGAUAUGAUCAAUACUUCUAAAAUUCUAAGUAAGAAAUUGAAGCUAGAAGAUAAAUUAUUAUAUAGAGUUCCAUUAGUGGUCCUACAAUAUAUAAUGGAUAACAUUAAUGUUCAAUCUUGGAUACAUUUAGGCCUAACGAAGAUCUCUGACUUAUGGGAUGGAUUUAAACCCAUCCCAUUUAUACAAUUGCAUGAAAAGUUUAAUCUUUCCCCUAGAGAUCUUUUCCAAUAUCUAAGGAUUAAGAAUUUUAUACAAUCCCGGACCAUACUUAAGGACCACAUUGUUAAUCCCCUUAUUGUAUUACAGGGAGUGCAGAAUUAUUAGGCAAGUUGUAUUUUUGAGGAUUAAUUUUAUUAUUGAACAACAACCAUGUUCUCAAUGAACCCAAAAAACUCAUUAAUAUCAAAGCUGAAUAUUUUUUAGUUUGUUUUUAGUUUUAGCUAUGUUAGGGGGAUAUCUGUGUGUGCAGGUGACUAUUACUGUGCAUAAUUAUUAGGCAACUUAACAAAAAUCAAAUAUAUACCCAUUUCAAUUAUUUAUUAUUACCAGUGAAACCAAUAUAACAUCUCAACAUUCACAAAUAUACAUUUUUGACAUUCAAAAACAAAACAAAAACAAAUCAGUGACCAAUAUAGCCACCUUUCUUUGCAAGGACACUCAAAAGCCUGCCAUCCAUGGAUUCUGUCAGUGUUUCUGUUCACCAUCAACAUUGCGUGCAGCAGCAACCACAGCCUCCCAGACACUGUUCAGAGAGGUGUACUGUUUUCCCUCCUUGUAAAUCUCACAUUUGAUGAUGGACAACAGGUUCUCAAUGGGGUUCAGAUCAGGUGGACAAGGAGGCCAUGUCAUUAGAUUUCCUUCUUUUAUACCCUUUCUUGCCAGCCACGCUGUGGAGUACUUGGACGCGUGUGAUGGAGCAUUGUCCUGCAUGAAAAUCAUGUUUCUCUUGAAGGAUGCAGACUUCUUCCUGUACCACUGCUUGAAGAAGGUGUCUUCCAGGAACUGGCAGUAGGACUGGGAGUUGAGCUUGACUCCAUCCUCAACCCGAAAAGGCCCCACAAGCUCAUCUUUGAUGAUACCAGCCCAAACCAGUACUCCACCUCCACCUUGCUGGCGCCUGAGUCGGACUGGAGCUCUCUGCCCUUUACCAAUCCAGCCACGGGCCUAUCCAUCUGGCCCAUCAAGACUCACUCUCAUUUCAUCAGUCCAUAAAACCUUAGAAAAAUCAGUCUUGAGAUAUUUCUUGGCCCAGUCUUGACGUUUCAGCUUGUGUGUCUGUUCAGUGGUGGUCGUCUUUCAGCCUUUCUUACCUUGGCCAUGUCUCUGAGUAUUGCACACCUUGUGCUUUUGGGCACUCCAGUGAUGUUGCAGCUCUGAAAUAUGGCCAAACUGGUGGCAAGUGGCAUCGCGGCAGCUGCACGCUUGACUUUUCUCAGUUCAUGGGCAGUUAUUUUGCGCCUUGGUUUUUCCACACGCUUCUUGCGACCCUGUUGACUAUUUUGAAUGAAACGCUUGAUUGUUCGAUGAUCACGCUUCAGAAGCUUUGCAAUUUUAAGAGUGCUGCAUCCCUCUGCAAGAUAUCUCACUAUUUUUGACUUUUCUGAGCCUGUCAAGUCCUUCUUUGACCCAUUUUGCCAAAGGAAAGGAAGUUGCCUAAUAAUUAUGCACACCUGAUAUAGGGUGUUGAUUUCAUUAGACCACACCCCUUCUCAUUACAGAGAUGCACAUCACCUAAUAUGCUUAAUUGGUAGUAGGCUUUUCGAGCCUAUACAGCUUGGAGUAAGACAACAUGCAUAAAGAGGAUGAUGUGGUCAAAAUACUCAUUUGCCUAAUAAUUCUGCACUCCCUGUAUAUAAAAAGAAGGGAGGGAUUUCUAGAUUUAUUAAGGUGCUAGAAUCAAUGGAACAAGACUCUCAUGCCACCUCCUUUAUUAAAUGGGAACAAGAUAUUGGGGAAUCCUUUUCACUUUCGGAAUGGUCCAAGGCUACACUCCUGGUUAAGCGUUGAAACACAUUUAAAGAUAAUAUAUAGGUGGUAUAUGGUACCGGCUAGAUUAUACAAAAUAUCAUCUGUCCAUUCUAAGUAUUGUUGGAGAUGUGGAAAUGAGGAGGGUACUAUCUACCACAUAUGGUGGGAGUGUCAUGGUCUCGAUAGUAUAAAAAUUCAAAUGUUUGGCAUUAUUAACUCUAUCUUUAAGGAGAUAAAAGAAAUUAGCCCUCAACUAUUUCUUUUUAAUAUUGGUUUUCCUUCGCAAGAUAAAUAUCAAAAUUAUCUUUUGACUCAUAUAUUUUUUGCCAUCAAAAUAUGUAUAGCUAGGGCUUGGAAUUCUUCUACUCCUUUAAUAUGGCAUAGUAUUAUGGAGCAAAUUGAUUACCAACAUAGGAUGGAAAUAAACCCUUUCUUUGGUACUAGAGACGUGACCAAAUUAUGGUUACCCUGGACAAAUCGACAGAACCCAUGAUAGCAUGUUGUGGUUCCCCCCCUUAUCAAGUCUCAGAGGAUGUAAUUUAUUUGUAUUAUAAUUUUCUAUAUUUUUUAUAUAAUUUUUUUUUUUUUUUGACUAUCAAUGUGAUAAUUAUACUAUGGAAAUCCUGGUGUUAACUUCUUGAUUAGGUUUGGUAGUGGAUAAGUGUACCUGGCUGUAAUAUAUAUCGGGUGUACGAUAUGAUGGUUUCCGAUGGAAACAUUGUAUUAUAUGUGGAACCAAUUGACGCUGGAUCCUUUAUUAAGUUUUUUUUCUUUUUUUUUCUUUCUUUUGUUUCGCUUUGUGUCGUUUGUCUGUUUAAUUUUGGUGUUUUUUUUUUUUAUAAUUAUUUUGUAUAUGGCUGUAUUACUAUGUUGGAGGUAUGUCUAUUGGAUACCCCAUAUGUAAAUGUUAAUAAUGUUAAAAAAAAAUUUUAAUACGAUAAAUAAAGAAAUAUAAAAAAAAAAUAAAAAAAAAUAAAGAGACACUGUCUUGCGCUCCCUGGUACCGUCAUUUCAUUCAGCAUUAAACCGUUUUUUAUGUUUUAAUGCUUAACGAGAGUCCCCAGCAGCCCAUCCCAUCUGUGCUGCUUGUGCUAAUGGGGAAGUAUUAGCCUGAGCAGCAGUAGGCAGCUGUGAUUGACUGAGAGGCACCUGACUGCUGUCAGCCUAUCAGAGCCUUAACUGAUGGUAUUAAUGGGUUUGACUACAAGGAAGUGUGUAGUCUCUGCCUUAGCCACACCUCCAGAAGGGGCCGGACUGUGGGUUGCCCAGGUCUCUUUUUAGUGUUAAAGUGCUUUUAUGUGGUUUAACACUGAAUGGAGGGACAGUGCCAGUGGAUUCCAGGCACUAUAAUGAAUUUAAAAAGAUGAAAUGGUUAUAGUGACUACAGUGCCCCUUUCAAUCUAUUUUGAGUUGGAAGGAAAAUAUGGUACUAUCUUAGUAAUUAAUAAGUAGUUGCUCUGCAAUUAUAACAGGAUUUAGUGGUAGGCUUUAUUUGUGUGUACAAAGAUUCAAAAUGUAGAAGUCUUCAGACCACAAGCUUUACAGAUAUUUUCCUUACGUGUAUAGGACUCUCUUCUUCAUGUGAACUUCCCACAUCUUGCAUGUCUCCUUUUUAAGUGAAUCGAAUGCCCAAAUCUCCCCCAGUCUAAGCUUCAUGUCUACAGAUCUCCCAACAUUUCUCAUGGUCUCAUCCUCAUGUGUAGAUGCUCUGUAAACUUCCUAUACCUCCUUCAUCCUUAGAAAAGUAGGAGGACAGAAGGUAUUAUAUUCUUUGUUAUUUUCUAGGGUUGGGGAAAACAGAGGACAAAUCUCGAGGGGGACGUGGAAGGAUCGUAAGAGGAAGAACUGAUGAGUCAAGGAAGAAGUUGCACAGUGCAAAUGCCCGUCGGGAAAACUCUGUACCACUUCCAGGUAAUUUACAACCCUCUGGAGUGUUAGAUACAUCCAGGCAAAUUUAAUGGAUCAAAGAAUUUCAAUCUGAGCAUCGAGGUCAAGCUUAACAAUGUCACACAGCAAAAUCAUGUAAAAGCACAUUUCUAGGAGACCUUUUAGUCAGCUGUAUUUUAGACAUAAAUUAAAUUAAAAAAUGAUGACUGUUUAUAUUACAAUGAUUUAUUAUAGUUUAAUGCAGCAUUGCCCCCAAGUGGCCUCCCUUGGUUUUGCAGUCUGCAAGAUCUCUCAGAAUUAAGUCUUAAUCUAGUUUUCAGAGUAUGAAGUGCGGAGGUUUUAUUCCCGAGUUGGAGAGGGGAUUCAUGUAUUUGGAUGUAAACAGAUAACAUGCAUUUUUCUAUCCCUCUACCAGGCAAUUUGGAGGAUACCUGCCAGCGCCAGGUUAAUAAGAGAGGUGAAGUUACAUGUCCUAAUUGUGUAUCCGUCACACGCAAGACUAUGGCUGGUCUGAAGAAGCACAUGGACGUGUGUGAGCAGGUAGGAUUGGCUGUGUAUGUUCUGUGAGGGAGUAAGUGUACAGAAGAUUUAUUAGGUGUAGAGGAGACAUACUGUGUGACUGUGGGUGUAGAGGAGAUAUAUACGGUGUGUCAGCGGGUGUAGAGGAGAUAUACAGUGUGUCUGCGGGUGUAGAGGAGAUAUAUUGUGUGUCUGCGGGUGUAGAGGAGAUAUACGGUGUGUCUGCGGGUGUAGAUAUACUGUGUGUCUGCAGGUGUAGAGGACAUAUACGGUGUGUCUGUGGGUGUAGAGGAGAUAUACAAUGUGUCUGCGGGUGUAGAGGAGAUAUACGGUGUGUCUGCGGGUGUAGAGGAGAUAUACGGUGUGUCUGCUGGUGUAGAGAAGAUAUACUGUAUGUCUGCGGGUGUAGAUAUACUGUGUGUCUGCGGGUGUAGAGGAGAUAUACGGUGUAUCUGCGGGUGUAGAGGAGAUACCCUGUGUGUCUGCGGGUGUAGAGGAGAUAUAUUGCGUGUCUGCGGGUGUAGAGGAGAUAUACUUUGUGGCUGCGGGUGUAGAGGAGUUAUACGUUGUGUCUGCGGAUGUAGAGGAGAUAUACGGUGUGUCUGCGGGUUUAGAGGAGAUAUACUGAAUGUCUGCGGGUGUAGAUAUACUGUGUGUCUGCAGGUGUAGAGGAGAUACCCUGUGUGUCUGCGGGUGUAGAGGAGAUAUAUUGCGUGUCUGCGGGUGUAGAGGAGAUAUACUGUGUGUCUGCGGGUGUAGAGGAGAUAUAUUGUGUGUCUGCGGGUGUAGAGGAGAUAUAUUGUGUGUCUGCGGGUGUAGAGGAGAUAUACUGUGUGUCUGCGGGUGUAGAGGAGAUAUACUGUGUGUCUGCGGGUGUAGAGGAGAUAUACGGUGUGUCUGCGGGUGUAGAGGAGAUAUACUGUGUGUCUGCGGGUGUAGAGGAGAUAUACUGUGUGUCUGCGGGUGUAGAGGAGAUAUAUUGUGUGUCUGCGGGUGUAGAGGAGAUAUACUGUGUGUCUGCGGGUGUAGAGGAGAUAUACUGUGUGUCUGCGGGUGUAGAGGAGAUAUACUGUGUGUCUGCGGGUGUAGAGGAGAUAUACUGUGUGUCUGCGGGUGUAGAGGAGAUAUACUGUGUGUCUGCGGGUGUAGUUACAUAGUUACAUAGUUACAUAGCUGAAAAGAGACUUGCGUCCAUCAAGUUCAGCCUACCUCACAUUUGUUUUUUGCUGUUGAUCCAAAAGAAGGCAAAAAAAACCAGUUUGAAGCACAAUUUUGCAACAAGCUAGGAAAAAAAUUCCUUCUUGACCCCAGAAUGGCAGUCAGAUUUAUCCUUGGAUCAAGCAGUUAUUACCCUACAUUGAAAGAUUAUAUCCUUGAAUAUUCUGUUCUUGCAAGUAUGCAUCUAGUAGCCGUUUGAACAUCUGUAUGGACUCUGAUAAAACCACUUUCUCAGGCAGAGAAUUCCACAUCCUGAUUGUUCUUACAGUAAAAAAACCUUUCCUUUGCCUUAGACGAAAUCUUCUUUCUUCCAGUCUAAACGCAUGGCCUCGUGUCCUAUGUAAAGUCCGGUUUGUGAAUAGAUUUCCACACAAUGGUUUGUAUUGGCCCCGAAUAUAUUUGUAUAAUGUUAUCAUAUCCCUCUCAGGCGACGUUUUUCUAAACUAAAUAGGUUUAAAUUUGUUAACCUUUCUUCAUAGCUGAUAUGUUCCAUUCCUUUUAUUAAUUUUGUAGCCCGCCUCUGCACUUUUUCUAGUGCCAUAAUAUCCUUCUUUAGAACAGGUGCCCAAAAUUGCACAGCAUAUUCAAUAUGUGGUCUUACCAGUGAUUUAUAAAGAGGCAAAAUGAUAUUCUCGUCCCGAGAAUGAAUGCCCUUUUUCAUGCAUGACAAUACCUUACUGGCCUUGGCCACUGCUGAUUGACAUUGCACAUUGUUGCAUGGUUUGUUGUCUAUAACAAUUCCCAAGUCCUUUUCAUGUGUUGUUAUCCCUAAUUCGCUUCCAUUAAGGGUAUACGUUGCUUGUGUAUUCUUUACGCCGAAGUGCAUAACUUUGCAUUUUUCAACAUUAAAUUUCAUCUGCCAUUUGAGUGCCCAGUCCCCCAGUCUAUCUAAAUCCCUCUGCAGCAAAGUAAUAUCUUGCUCACAUUGUAUUGUUUUACAAAGUUUGGUGUCAUCUGCAAACACUGAAACAUGACUUUCAAUGCGGUCUUCAAGAUCAUUUAUAAACAUGUUAAAUAAAAGGGGUCCCAGCACAGACCCCUGAGGGACACCACUUGCCACCUCUGUCCAGCUUGAAAAUUUACCAUUAAUGACAACUCUUUGUACUCUGUUUUUAAGCCAAUGUUCUACCCAAGAACAAGCAUUUUCAUCUAGACCGAUUUCCUUGAGUUUGAACACUAAUCUAUUGUGUGGAACUGUAUCAAAUGCCUUGGCAAAAUCCAAAUAGAUCACAUCCACGCAACACCCUGAUCUAUACUUCUACUUACUUCUUCGUAGAACGCAAUCAAGUUAGUUUGACAUGACCUGUGCUUCAUAAAACCAUGCUGAUUUUUGCUGAUAACCAUGUUCUUCUCAAGGAAUUCUUGAAUAUUAUCCCUUAAUAACCUUUCAAAUAUUUUACCAGCCACAGAAGUUAAGCUCACAGGUCUAUAAUUUCCAGGCAAGGAUUUUGAACCCUUUUUGAAUAUAGGAACCACAUCUGCCUUCCUCCAAUCCUCCGGAACACUUCCUGAAAGAAUGUAGAUAUAGUGUGUGUCUGCGGGUAUAGAAGGAUGUAUUGGAUGUCUGUGGGGAUAGUCGAGGCAUGUGUCUCUGUGUGUGUAGCAGAGAUAUACUGUGUCUGUGUUUGCAGCGGAGACAUACUGUGUGUCUGUAGAUAUCUGUGAAUGGGUAUAUGUACUCGGUGUAGGACAUGUAAAUUACCAGCCUAUAUGUCUUGGUUAUUGAUCCUCUUGCCAUGUUUGUGGGUUGAAUUUUGUUUACCAAUUUCGACUAAUGGUAUGGGGUGUUUGUAUUUUCCAUGCUUUGUAUACACCCAUGCCCAACAGUUGAUCACUGUUUGCAGUUUGGUGUGUGUUGCAUGCAGCAAUGUGUUUUACAGUAAAAGUGUACGUAAUCAGUUCUGUAUGUUUGAUACCUGUUGUGUGUGUAUGUGUCAAGUACUUAUGUUCGUCUUUCUAUCAGCUGCAGGAAGCCUUGAGAUGCCAACAUUGCAGGAAACAGUUCAAAUCCAAGGCUGGUCUGAAUUACCACACAAUGGCUGAGCAUGUAAAUAAGGUAAGAUUGCAGUAUUACUAAUGGUGUGGUAUACCACCUGUGUGAAAUGGGUGAGUUGCACCUGGUAUGUGAUAUGGACAUGGUGUACCCGUGUGAAACGAGCAUGGUCUACUGUGUCUGAUAUGGUCGUGGUGUACCCACUCUGUGAAAUGGGCCUGGUGUACCCACUCUGUGAUAUGGGCAUGGUGUACCCACUCUGUGAUAUGGGCCUGGUGUACUCACUCUGUGAUAUGGGCAUUGUGUACCCACUCUGUCAUAUGGGCCUGGUGUACCCACUCUAUGAGAGGGGUAUGGUGUACCCACUCUGUGAUAUGGGCAUGGUGUACCCACUCUGUCAUAUGGACCUGGUGUACCCACUGUGUGAAAUUGGCAUGGUGCACUCACUGUGUGAAGUGGGAAUGGUGUACUCGGUGUCUGAUAUGGUCGUGGUUUACCCACUGUGUGAAAUGGGCAUUGUUUAUUCACUGUGUGAUAUGGGCCUGGUGUACCCACUCUGUGAUAUUGGCCUGGUGUACCUACUUUGUGAAAUGGUCAUGGUGUACCCACUGUGUGAAAUGGGCAUUGCCUAUUCACUGUGUGAUAUGGGCCUGGUGUACCCACUCUGUGAUAUUGGCCUGGUGUACCUACUUUGUGAAAUGGUCAUGGUGUACCCACUGUGUGAAAUGGGCAUGGUGUAUCCACUGUGUGAAAUGAGGAGGGUUGUCUACUAUGUAAAUCAACAUGGUGUACUCAUUGUGUUGGUCAUGUUGCACUAGCUCUGUGAGUGAAGUAUCCUGUGAAUGCUGUGUGAGUGGUGUAUGCUGUACCCGCUCUGUGAGUGGGGAGUGGUAUUCCUCAGUGUGAGAUGAUAUAUCUUUUGCAGUCUUCCAAUUCUGAGGAUGCACCAUUAGACGAACAGAAAGAGAGGGAGCGUCUUCGCAAAGUCCUAAAACAAAUGGGAAAAUUACGCUGUGCAAAGCAGGUACUGGGUUCACGGUCCACAGUAACAUGUUUUACACAUACACUUAUUGCAGUUCAUGCUGUGCAUACUUAGAAUGUGUUACCUAUACAGUUUUGUCCCCCUUGCAGGAUUGUACUGCAACUUUCUCCAGCUUGAUGGGGUAUCAGUAUCACAUGCAGCGCUGUGGACGAGAGCAGACAGAGGGGGACAAACUGCGUUUCUCCUGCCCGUAUUGCAGCAAGGAGUACCAAUCAAAGGCUGGCAGGAAUUACCAUGUGCGCUCAGAGCACUGCGCGGUGAGGACCACGAAUCAUUGGCAUGGCCAACUGUGUGAAAGUAAUCACUUGUGUGAAACAAUCAAGCAACCACUUGAUCUUAACAACUGGUGUGUGUUACACAGCUUUGCCUGAUACAGAUCACUAGUGUGUGACAUAGUCCCCCCUGACAAAUGAUCACUAGUGUGGUGUUUCACGGCCCUUCCUAACACUGAUUAUUAGUGUGUGACAUGGCACUGCCUGAUUCUGAUGACUAGUGUGUGACAUGGCACUGCCUGAUACUGAUCAUUAGUGUGUGACAUGGCACUGCCUGAUACUGAUCACUAGUGUGUGACAUGGCACUGCCUGAUACUGAUCAUUAGUGUGUGACUUGGCACUGCCUGAUUCUGAUCAUUAGUGUGUGACAUGGCACUGCCUCAUACUGAUCAUUAGUGUGUGCCUUGGCACUGCCUGAUUCUGAUCACUAGUGUGUGACAUGGCACUGCCUGAUACUGAUCAUUAGUGUGUGACAUGGCACUGCCUGAUACUGAUCAUUAGUGUGUGUCAUGGCACUGCCUGAUACUGAUCACUAGUGUGUGACAUGGCACUGCCUGAUACUGAUCACUAGUGUGUGACAUGGCACUGCCUGAUACUGAUCAUUAGCGUGUGACAUGGCACUGCCUUAUACUGAUCACUAGUGUGUGACAUGGCACUGCCUGAUUCCGAUCACUGGUGUGUGACUUUGUUCCCCCUGACAAUGAUCACUAGUGUGGUGUUUCACGGCCCUUCCUAACAAUGAUUAUUAGUAUGUGACUUGGCACUGCCUGAUUCUGAUCACUAGUGUGUAACAUGGCACUGCCUCAUACUGUUCACUAGUGUGUGACAUGGCACUGCCUGAUUCUGAUCACUAGUGUGUGACUUGGCUAUCUGACCUAGUUUCUAGGUUAAAGCAUUGCCUGAUGCUAAUCACUAGUGCAUUGUACUACCAUGUCUGAUACUUAUCACUAGUGUGUGACAGAGCUCUUUCUCAAAAUAAUUAGGAGUGUACGAUACUACUUAACGCUUCUGAAUAAUUUUACACCAACAGUAAUCCGUUACAAUUUCACGUUGUUGAAAAGUAAAUGUACGCAGGGUUUUACAGUGUGUGCUCUCCGUAACUGCUCUACAGGCUCCUGCAAAGCCAGCAGCAGCAGAAGAGGAAAGGGAACUGGAGAAUAUUGAACGAACACCCAGCGGUAGAGUCCGGCGCCAGUCGGCCCAGUUAGCGGUCUUCCACCUGCAGGAGAUAGCAGAGGAUGAACUCUCCAAGGAGGGAGGGAGGAGAAGGAUGAGAGAAGAUCUGGUUCCUGACAGUAAGAGGGUAAGAUGGGCUAAAAGGAUGUCUACAGGUAAGGCAGAGAUGUGAGAUACCCUGAGGCAUGUUAUGAAGAAAAGAGAAAUCAGGAAUUAUGAAGAUGGGUUCAAGAGCUAUUAAUGAAGCUCCAUCUAAUGUCAAAUUGGGUAUUCAGUUAGGAUAAUGAUGAUAUAGAUGUACCCCUAUGCUGAUUCCAUAAUCCUUUAUCCUUUUAAUCCCAUAUAAUCUCAUUUAACACUUAGAAUUUUGGACCCUGCAGCUUGUCACUGUGUUUAAUACAGCUUGCUAAAUACAAAUAUUACAAAAAUCAAAUAUAACAUUUUGGUAUACAAUCCAUGCUCCCCUUGGUGCCAGGUAUAUCUGGGGGUAACAUGAGAGUCUGACACAUGUGUCAUGUAACAGCUGAACUACCUGCGUCCCGGUCUGCCGACCUUUAACCCCCAGCUCCUGGAAAGCUGGAAAACGCGAGUGAAGGAGAACGGGUUCAUCUGCUGUCCGAAUAACGUGAGUGUUAUUGUGACAUAGUCGUGAUUACACUGCUAGUGACACAAAGUUUGCAAAGAUGAUCUACUGCUUGUCACAGUGACAAAUGGAUAAUGGCACAGAGCUAAUCGUGGGGCACACUGCUAGCGGCACAACUUGUCACAGUGACACACUGCUAGUGACAGACAUAGUUACAGUGAUACACUGCUUGUGACAGCUUAUGCUACUGACACAGACAUAGUCAUGGUGACACACUGUUUGUUACCUGCAACUAGGUGCAGCGACACAAUGCUAGUGACUCAGACAUAGUCACUGUGACACAUUGCUAAUGACACAGAACUGGUUGCAGUGGCACAGACAUGAUCACAUUAACAAACUGCUUGUGACACGGAGCUAGUGGCACAAUAGUUGCUUUAAUGAUACAUGGCUAGUUGAAGUGAUUGCGAUAUACAAAUGCAGCCUGUUCCAGUAAUGUAAAAUGAGCUAAUGAGAGAGACAGACCGUGUAACACAUGCUAAUAUUCACUUUGCACUUUGUUUCCACUGGCAGUGCUGUGAAGCAAUAUACUCAAGUGUGUCUGGACUGAAGGCUCAUCUAGCAAGCUGUAGCAAGGUAAUGAGUGUGCACUCAAUGUGUGUAUUCUGAGACUGCAUGAUUCACAGGGAUAAAUCAGCUGUCCUGAGUGAUUGGUGGUCACUGCACACAUUAUCUGUUCAGUGUCCUCAUAAAGCUUACCCCCAGCUGUAGGACUGCAGAUCCCAUGAUGCCAUGCCUUAAGGCUUGUAAAGCAACAUAGAAUUUGUAGCUGUAUAAUAGACAGGGAUCUACAUUUUGACCACCCAUCCCAUACCACUGGGAAAAACGUACUUGUAUUUAGUGAUCACUCUAUAUAACCAAAUGCACAUGACUGAGUGAGGUUAGUUGAGGUCUGUGACCGAGUGAGCAUUGAUUAUGCCUGUAAGUGUCAGCCAUUUUGCUCCAUUGGCAGGGGAAUCAUUCGGUGGGAAAGUAUCGCUGUCUCCUGUGUCAGAAAGAAUUCAGCUCAGAGAGUGGAGUGAAGUAUCACAUUCUGAAGACACACUCACAGGUGAGUGCCCAUCGUCUCUUGGGUUCAUGCAGGAGCAAGAUAACAGUAAACAUAAAAUCCCUGAAGAUUAUUUAUUAUUAUUAUUAUUAUUAUUAUUAUUAUUAUUAUGAUGAUGAUAUUUAUAGAGCGCCGUCAAAUUCCGCAGCGCUUUACAAUGGGUGGACGAACAGACAUGUAUUUGUAACCAGACAAGUUGGACACACAGGAACAGAGGGGUUGAGGGCCCUGCUCAAUGAGCUUAUAUGCUAGAGGGAGUGGGGUAAAAUGACACAAAAAGGUAAGGAUAGUAUUAGACUAGUGACCAUUGCAGAAGAUGAAUCAGUCAGGAGCUAUUAACAGUUUAAUUGAUACGCUUUUAUGAAGAAGUGGGUUUUUAACGAUUUUUUGAAGCAGUGGAGACAGGGUGAGCAUCUAAUGGAGGAGGGAAGCGAGUUCCACAGGAACGGUGCAGCCCUCGAGAAAUCUUGAAGGGGAGCAUAAGAGGUGGGAGUAUGGACAGAAGAUAGAAGUAAGUCUUCAGCAGAUCGUAAGGGCCUAGACGGGACAUACUUGUGUAUAAGGGAGGAUAAAUAGGUGGGAGCAGCAUUAUCUAGAGAUUUGAAAGCAAGAACCAGAAUUUUAAAUUGAGCUCUAUAUUUUAUAGGAAGCCAAUGUAGGGACUGACAGAAGGGUGAGGCAUGGGAGGUGCGGGCAGACAGGAAGAUGAGCCUCACCGCCGCAUUCAUUAUGGACUGUAACGGCGCUAGUUGGGAGCACGUAAGACCACUGAGACGCGGAUUAAAGUAGUCAAGGCGAGAAAGGACAGUGGAAUGGACCAACACCUUAGUCGCAUCUGGCGUUAAGUAGGGGCGGAUGCGCGCAAUGUUUUUGAGAUGGAAAUGACAGGAUUUGGCGAUAGAUUGAGCAUGAGGCUUGAAGGAGAGGUCAGAGUCAAAGAGAACACCUAGGCAGCGAGCCUGCGUGGUGGAGCUGAUGGUAGCACCGUUGACUUGGAGGGAGACAAACACAGGAGUAACAACACUUGAGGGAGGAAAGACCAGAAUUUCAGUUUUGGUCAAAUUUAGUUUAAAGAAGUGGGCAGCCAUCCAGUUAGAAACAGCAGAGAGGCAGUCAGAGACACUAGUCAAGAGGGACGGGGAGAGAUCAGGAGAGGACAGGUAGAUUUGCGUGUCAUCUGCAUAGAAAUGAUAUUGGAAGCCAAAGGAGCUAAUGAGUUUACCAAGGGAGGCAGUAUAGAUGGAGAACAGUAGGGGACCAAGGACUGAACCUUGGGGACACCAACAGAGAGGAGUUGGGGAGAAGAAGCAGAGCCAGAGAAAGAAACACUGAAAGAGCGCUGGGAGAGGUAGGAGGAGCACCAGGAGAGAGCAGUAUCUUGUAGACCGAUAUUGCGGAGGAUGAGAAGAAGCUGCUGAUGAUCAACAGUGUCAAAAGCCGCAGACAGGUCAAGGAGAAUUAGAAUAGAGUAGUGACCACGAGAUUUUGCAGCAAGUAGAUCAUUGAAUACUUUGGUCAGUGCCGUUUCCACACUUCCUUCUCCAAAUUCAGUGGACGGGAUGGACUCGCCCUGCCCACGCCACGAUAUGCUCAAAGUUCCAUACAGAAAGAUCAGAUUAGAUAAGUAUUCAUCUGUGCAUUUGCUUUUACAGUGUAUAGAUGUUACAAAGCAGAAGAGAGGAACUAGUAGUAGAAAACAGAAGUUGAUGGUGGUGUGUUGCUCUUGUAAAAAUUUACCUGGCAGUACUAUAAAAAUGUAGACUUUAAUUAAUAUAACAAUUAAAAUUUUAAGAGCGCAAUGCCUGUAUGAAUUCUGCAAAUAUUAAUAUAUCCGUAUAUUAUUGGUAGGGGUGGGGACAGCAAAUCCUCAAAAGUCUGUGGAACGAAAAUGAACCUGGUAAAAAUUCCAACGAUUACCUCUAGGCUCAAUAAUAUCCUCAGAAUUGUAUUAGAAGAUCAGGUAAAUAUCCAGGUGUAAUAGGGUUAAUUAACCACACCAUCAUUUGUCUCCCUAGAACUGGUUCCGAGUUUCUUCAGUCUCUUCAACCCCCAAAAGAAAAGCAACGUUGAAUUUUCCUGCCACCGAGUCUGAAGCAGUAACAAUGGGCAAAAAUCUAAAGAGGAGACCCCCUGCAGCCAUCACAGCCCCCCUAACUAAAGAGCUACCCCUUGUAAUAAAAACUAACCCCAUGAAACUAACGAGUAAACCUGCUGGACAUGCUCAUAGCUUGAGUUUCAAGGGAACAUCGAGGAAGGGGUUCCCAACCAGAGGACGAAAAUAACACAGCUGGCUGUGAUACCGAUUUUGUCCAGAACUUCAGAUCAGACAUCCAGGAGCCUACAAUACUUACAACCAACACAACACAUAUAUGUUUCAGUCAAAAGCUCCUGAGCAUCAGAUGCAGCUUUUGGACCAACUAUAACCUCUUACUUGGUCAAGUGGACAAUCAUCGAUCAUUAGGUCUGAGAAUUGAUUACUUUGAUGUAGACGGUCUCGUAUACAGUGAUCAGUGGACAUGUCUACUGUGGUAUGCUUUAUGUGACCUUAAAACAUGGGGGCAAAAGCAAUAGCCUAAAGUUUAAUGUGAGCACCUUAAACGUGAAAGAGACCUCAAGUAUAUAUGUUUCUACACAGUGAAUAGUUUGGUUACAGCAUAAACUGUGGGAGACCAGACAGGACAAUCCAUUUUUUUGUUAGUCUUCAUUACCCAGAAUUCUCUGCCAGUCAAUGACUGGUGGAGAAUUCUGGGAAAUGCAGGUCAAAAAACAGAGCACAAUGCAAUGGUUUAACAUCCUUCGUGUGAAUUAAUCCAGUCAAAAUGGCUCCUGUUGCCAAAGUCACUUUGGAUAAAAAUGUAUCUCCACGCAACUGAGUAUCGCACUUGCAAAACAGAGGAACUCCCAGAAAUACUGCUUGCUGCACACAUACGCACAUUCCUAGUAAAUAUACAUGCCUGGCUUUUAUCCAUUUUACUGUAUCAUGUCUCCCUUUGUUUACAACCACAGAAGCCUACACUCUAAUAUCUACACUUAAAAAUCAAACAAUUGUAUAAAAGACAUACAGAUCUUGCCUAAGAGACUCUGCUUUUCUCUAUAUCUGAAGUCAGCUGCUGAUUUAACCUCUGUUAUGCAGAGAUGGUGUACCUAUAAUUACCCACCCAUUCCUGUCCAAGUAAACGAGUAUGGCUGUCAUAUCUUACAGAUGAGCAUACUAACUUACAGUAACACAAUAACCUAUAGAUACAUGUCAGAUUGUAAGCUUUUGUGGCCAGAUAGUUUUACCUGCACAUUUUUAUAUUUCGGGGGAGGGAUGUUGAAGAAAUGUAGCAGUAAAUCGCCUUUCCUCUAAGCAUUUAUUUUGUAAGCAAAUCAGCACUGAAACUGUUAGUGAAAGAAUAUGUUUUCAACAGUCACACCCUGAAGUUACAAAAGUUAGCCAAUGCAAAAUGCAGGGUUAGGUUGUUCUGAAGGUCUUUCCUUGCUGCUCCAAGAUAGAACUGCUAAAAUAUGUUUUGUGGCAAUACUGACUAGAAGACUGCUGUGUUUCACAGCAGGUACAUGCACAGUAUCAAUACAUGAAUAUUUAUAAUGUAUAUUUGUUGCACAUUUGUUAGUUUUAUAAAGCAUACUGUCAAACCAUAUCAUAGAAAAUACUGUAUACAAUCUAAUAUCCCCAGGCUGUGGUACAUCGCAGCCUUCCACUUAAUAUGCAAACGUGCAAUUCUAUAAUAAAUGUUAUGGGGUCUUGGGGGGGAGGGGGUUGUUCUUUUUGAUCUAAUCAGAAUUUUGUGUUUGCAGUAAACAAGGGUAAAAGUGUGUAGCACACUGUUAAAAAAAAUCUACAGUUUAUUCCUAUCAAGUUAGCUGGUGAAAUAUGUGCUCCUAAAAUAUUAAAAUAAACCUAUUUACAGAAAACAAA